AACGCCGCCGCCUUCGCGUAGUGCGUAUACUCGAUCAGUAGAACACGAGCUCGCGUUGUAUGUGGCCAUCGUUACUCUUUCGUGCAUAACACCGCUCUUCUCGGUAAAGACCGCAAGCGAUUUCUUUUAAUCUGUGCAUUGUGGUAUUGCCGUUGUUAACUACACAAUAUUAACGCUAUGCGUAUUUUAUUCUUGCAGUUCUGCAUAAAGAGCAGGUAAUACGAACGUAAACCAUAGUAGGUAGGUAACUAGUUCGUUUGAUUUUUAAGUGAGAAAAUGAAAAGCAAGGCUGCAAGUAGCAAAAAAAUCACCAGACUUAUACACGCCGCCGGAAAUUCGUGUAAGUUGACAGUUUUUAUUAAGUGUCCGAAAAUAUUAUAAUUACCUUAAUAAUUAUGUAUUUUUUAUCAAAUGUAUGACCUUUAAACUCUCAACAUAUAGCGUGCCUACCGUAUGUUAAAUGUUGAUUGCUUAUUGACAAUGAUCUAUAUAGUAUAGUAAGAUCGGUAGUUAGUCAUGAACUCGUCUUCAUGAAAAUUUAAAAAUUUAAUUUGCAUUAUCUACCGAUAAUGAUAGUUCCUUCCGAGAACACGAUAAUUUGUGCCAUAAAUCCAUUAUGUCAUAAUUAAUCUGAAUAGUUUUUGAAAAUAGAUAAUUUAUUUUUAUUAACUAUAAUUGAUUAAGUACCUAUAGUUUAAUUUUUUUUUUACGAAUUUUAUAAUUUAAACCGCUUUACGACUGCUGUUUUUUACGUAGGUAUCCCCAAAUACCUGAUAACACAGACAGGAUUAAUUAAGGGGAGGGAAGAGGUUGUGAAUUUCAAAACAUUUCUGAACUGCGGGUGUUUGGUAAAUUAAGGGUAAAUUAUUAAAUAGGCGAAGCUACACUUUUACAGCAUAACAUGGGCAUUUUUAAAAUUGCUGCACAUUAUGCAACUAUACGUAUUAGGUGGGUACGUAAGAAAAUUAAAUUUCAAAUUCGGAUCGUGGCGGAGUUAAAUCCCAACCUCCUGGUUGCACCGCUGGGCACAUACAUUUUAAAUCAUUAUUUAAUUAACCGUCAAUAAUAGCUUAAUAAGUUAUGAUAACAAGUAUACUAGUUACCUAGUGGUAAUAAUUUCUAUAUAAAGUUGUUGUAAUUAAAAACAUGUAAAAUCAAUAAUAGGUAAGUAGUGCAAAGAAAAUAAAGAGUUUUGAUUUAAUUAACAAAUGGAUCAACUUAUAUUUUUUUAUUAAUUUUUGUAGGUAGUACCUAUACCUAAAUACAUGAGUAGUACCUUCUUCUUUUCCUUUAUCGGUUUUUUGCUGUUUUGACUAUUUCUUUCCAUUGUUCUUUAUUUAACGUUAGGUCGCACGCAUUGUGUCGGUACCCAGUUUGGUAUUUAUUUUUGUCAGUGUCUUGAUCUUUCUUGUCGAUUUAGCUAAUCGGACGUGGUAUUCCUAAUAGUCUUAAAACUUUUUAGCUUUUCUGAUAUAUAUUUUUGUUUAACGACAUAAGGUUGAGUGGGUUGACACAUAUGUCCCACCCAUUAUAUUCUAACCUUAAAAUAGGUAGAAAAUUGCGCAUAGUCGUGGCUUAUUGUUUAAUUUUUGGAUUUAGGAGAGUACCUACAACCGCUUAAGAAAAAAAAAAUAUUUUACUCUUAAUUUUUCGUAUUAGACAUUAUACAUACUAUAUGAACAUAAAGACAUUUAAAUUUUCAGGUAUGAACAUUUUUUUCAUCAUCAUUUUUAUGCCCCCUUUUAAUCGUAUUCAAAUUUAAAUGCUACCUGUGAACUUACACCUUUCUUGUACCUUAAAAAUCAAUAAGUGAGGGACUUUUUAAUUUUUAUUUCGAUGGUUGUAUCUCACAUAGUACUAUUUUCCUAUAGACAUAGGAAAACCUUAUUUUUUAUAGCCUGUAUUAUAAUUAACUAUUAUAUUAUGUUUGUUAUUAUUGCUUUUAAGACAGAAACAAUUUUUAUUAAUUUUAAUUAUUCUAAUUAUUCGUGUAAAAUGAGUUCAUUGGAAAUUGUAAAUUCGAAAAAAAAAAAAUAAGUUUUUCUGAAUUUCUAAAUAUACAUACGUCAUGUCCAUAUGCUGGAUUUCUAAAACACCGCUGUUUACAUAAUAAACUAAAAUUCAAACAAAUUACUAAGAAAAAAAAAAUGUAUUGCAAUACUUAAUAUUGGACAAGUUGAUGAAUUUCUUAUUUAAAAAAAAAAAUAUCUACGUAUAAUUAUUGGAUUUAUUUUUAGGUACUUAUUAUGAUUUUGGUCAUGCAUCAUACAAAAAAGAACUAUACGGAGUUAGUUACUAUGGUAUUAUUAUUUAAAUAAACGCACAAAUUCUUUGUUAUUACUUGUUAGCUAUGGUAGUAAAAACAAUGGCAUGAUAAAAAUUGAACAGAUGGAGGUUUGUUUGUAACACUUGAGUAAACAUGUGAUUAUUUUGAAGGGUUACCUACAUUAUGUUAUAAAGUAUUAUAACAUAUAAAUAUAAUUUAAUUUUUAUGUAGGUAAUAUAGUUUAUUUAGUAUUAUCAUAAUUGAUAAAAAUAUAAAGCUUAUUGUUGUAUUUUAUAAAAUUUAUUUAUCUGUACAAUUAUACAGAUAUAGUACCCGUAUACUAUAAAUACAAUUUAGAACUGAAAGUAAAUCAUAAAUUUGAUGAACCAUCAAAGUAACUACCCUCCUAAUUAUCCUAAUCAUCACUGAUCUUCUAUGAUUCUAAUAUAUACAUCUUAAAGGCAUUAAAAGUUGUUUAAAAAAAAAAAAAAAUAUUUUAUUUCCUUGAAUAAUAACGGACUGACAUCGACAGUAAAUAUUUUAAAUAUAGCUGAACACACAAGAGCGGAAUUUUUCCGCACUUGAAAUUUCGCAUGUUUGACGUUCGCUUACGUAUUUACAGACCGUAUUCGAGUUAGGUCUAUUUCGAAAUUUAACUUAGAUGGUUUUAGAAGUUUUACAAAACUUAACCUACCUGUUGGUCAAGACUUAAUAACACUCCAGGAAACCUAGUGCGUCUUAAGUGUAAACCUAAAAUUGACUACUUUCCAUUAUAGUCAGUGGAAAGCCUCCUUAGGUUUAAAUAAAACAGAUUUUAAAUGAAAAAACCUUUGAUCUUAAGUAGUAGUGUUUUGGAGCGUAUACCCAUUUACCAUUUAGUAAAUUAGCGUAUACCUUGUAAAAAUAGUACUAAUUCGCACGUAUACGAUCGUAUAUGCUUUUAAGUUUUUUAAACAAAAUGUGCGUAUAGUUUUUACAUGGCAUAAAAAUUAACAAUCUACCUAUAUUAUAUUUUUUUAUUAUAAGCCUUUUAUUAAUUAUAUUAAGUUAAAACUGUGUAACAAUUAGAUUAAAAAGGAUUGGUUAUUACUACGUGUCCACGUAUUAUUUAAGUUUUUAUAUCUUUUAUGUGAUUAAAGUUUCAUGUUAUUGCUAAUUACGAGCUUUUUUUUUUGUUAUACCUACGUAGGUUGCCUUUUAAGUUUUGCGAUAAGAUUACACCUGGGUUACUACGUCAAAUCUUAUAAUAUGACAUUUUUACAAUAUACAUUAUCUAAUAGUUUUGCAAUACAAGUAUUAUUAGUAGGAUUUACAGCGACUUAGAAAAUUCAUUACACCGAAAAUGGAAUUAAAUCGUAAAAAUUUUCGUGCAAUGAUUUAUUACGACUUUCGACGUGGAUUAACUCAACAAAAAUGUGUCGAUCAACUUGUUUUGAUUUUUGACGAUAAAGCGCCACACCGGACCACCGUGUUUAGCUGGUUUGCUGAAUUUAAUCGUGGUCGUCGUUCGCUUUAGGAUAAAAUUUCGUGAAGGUCGUCCAAAAUCGGUGGUUUUGCCAGAAAACAUCGACGCUAUAAGAUAAGAUAAAACUAAACCACCAUGUGACUUAUUAUGAAAUUGAGGCAUCUCUAGGCAUGAGUUCCACUAGUGUUCAUUCAAUAUUACAUGAACAUUUGGUAGUGAACAAAAUUUGUUCACGUUGGAUUCUACACAAUUUGACACUAGCUCAAAAAAAGAUUCGUAUAGAUCGGUGUUCAGAAAUGUUGAAAAAAACAUUGCAUUUCAAAAGACGUCUAUAAGAUUAUGACGGGUGAUGAAUCAUGGAUUUAUACGUAUGAUCCGAAAAGUAAACAGUAAUCGAUUAUAUGGGUCUUUCAAUGUGACCCAAUACAAUAAAAGUUGUUCGCGCACGAAGCUCUUUAAAGCAAAUGGUCGCCUGUUUUUUCGACAUACCUAGACAUGUGGCAACUGUAGUAUUAGAACAACGUAGGAUGGUUAAUUCUGAAUGAUACACAACCAUUUGCUUUCCAAAAGUCUUCGGAGAAAUAAGGAAAAAAAAACCGCCAAAGACGGAUCAUUCUUCACCACGAACAUGUGAGCUCUUACAAAUCAACUCAAACAACCGCCUAACUUACCAGUUAAAACAUUCAAUUGAUGGGCCAUAUAGCCCGGAUUUGGCACCUAAUGACUUCUUUUUAUUCCCACUCAUAAAAAAAAUUACGUGCUCAACGUUUUCCGACGCCUAAAAAAGCAGUUGAUGCGUUCAAAAUGCAUGUUUUGGAGGUAUCUCAAUUGAAUUCAAACGCAUGCAAUAGUGUAUUGAUAUUCGUGAAGAAUAUUUUGAAAGAGAAUAGAACCAUUUUUAAUGUUACAUUAUAGUUUUUUGUCGCAAAACUUAAAAGGUAAUCUACGUAUAUUUAACAAGGUUUCAAAAAUAAAAAAAAUAAUAUUUUGUCAAAAAUUAAAUUUUGUAUGAAUACAUUUUAUAAUCAUACUUUUUUUAUUCGAUAAUGGAUUUCAUAUCAAAUUUAGUAUGUUAGUUUUUUUAUUGAACGUUGGUGUGAGUUUAUAGUUAAUAGUAAAACAAAAUUAGUUAAAAGAAUUAUUAAGUUAAAUCUGAGCUGUGAAAAACAGUUUUUAAUACUUAUUGGUAUUGGAACAUAAAUACAAGUUUACAAAACUGGGUAGCAAAAUAAUUAUUUUUUAAAAUUUGUAUAUCUAUGAAUGUACUAUGUAAGAGUCUUAUAAAAUAGUAGUGAGCAGCUUUUCGUGAAUCUGAUUAGUUUUGUGCUUAUAAAAUCACAAUAUUCUUUGCUUUAAUUCAUAAAUAAUCGUAUACCCUAUAUGUUUUUUACGAAAAGAACACUGGGUUUCAGUAUUUCCCGCAUAUCUAUUUAAAAUAGAUUUACAAUAUUAGAAUAUUGUAAUGUUUAAAUAAUAAUAAUCAGGAUAAUGAUGUAUUUACAUAAUUUCGUAUAACUGACUUCCUACAAAAUAUGUGUUAUCUACUGCAUGAAAAUCACGAACCAUCAUAGCAUCAUGGCAGUAAAUCUGUGCAUGUGUUAUAAUGGACAUUGGAAAAUGGUACCCAUUUACAUAGAAUAAAUUAUAAUAUUUUGUAAAAUUGUCAAAUUUAUGAAUUCUAUAUGUAGAUAUUUAAAUUAUAAAAUAAUAAAGUAAAUAAAUAUAUGAAAAAAAAUGUAUACGUAAAAAUAAAAUAAAUAAAUGAGUAUCACAGUCCUGAUGAUGAAUUUUUAAUUCGAAACCGGUCGUAUAAUACACUUAUAAUACUUCAGCGACGCAUUGAUUCAUUUAUUUGUUUUAUUUUUAUGUAUACAUUUUUUAUUUAUAUAUUUAUUUAAUUUAUUUAUAUAUUUAAGUCAUACAUAUUUUCUAAGUGUUCUCCAAAUUUGAUUGGGUCAGCUGUUUAUAAUUAAAAUUAAUCAUAAUUAAUUAAAAUAAUUGAAUCUAUUUCAAAAGUGUAUAAUAAUAUUAGUAACUAUAGUUUCUCGUUUUAGUAUUAUGUCAUCAAUUUACUAUUAUCCAUUACCUAUUGAGUCUUAUAUUAUAUAAUGGCGCCUAUUCCUACACAACUAUACCCAUAUUGUACUCAAUCACUCGUUUACUAAUAAGUUAAUUGAACAAGUCAUGCGUAAUUGAAUUGUAGAUAGAAGUACCCAUAUUAUACUAUAAACAAUUAAUUUAUAAAGUCACAAAGUUAAAAAUACAUUUUAUAGUUAAACUGUUCGUAUUCCACAUUAAAACAAUGUGUAUGAGUACCAUUUAAAAAAAAGAGCUGAUACUGGGGACGGGUGUGGCCACCGUUGUAUGUGGGUAGUUGGGAAUGUAGGAUACAUAGAGUUAUUUUAUUUAUACCUGUAAUUAACUAUAAACCAUUGUUAACGAAAACGAUUCUGUGUAAAGAAAAAAUCUAAAAUAAAAAGAAUAAUUUGAAAAAAAUGAAAAAAAAAUUCACACCAUACUAUGACCAAUAGAUCCUGGGUUAGAAUUAACCCUCACUCAGAAUUAAAAAUAUAGUAUUUAUUUAUGACCUUCACAAUCAUAAUUUUUUCAUAAAAGGUCUAUUUUCAAUACAUACAUUUCUUCUAGUUUUAUAUUAGAUUCUGAGUGUUCUAUGACGUUUUGUAUUUUUUCGUUUAAGCUCUUUUUGGACUAGCAAAAAUACUCAGAUUUUUUAAUGUGAUACAUUAAAAGAUGCUAAUUUUUCGAUAUUUCUAAUAUUUUUUUUAAAUUUCUUAUACUUUUUUUGAAAAAUUGGUUUAUUUUUACUUAUUUUGGUUAGGAUUUGCACCAGUUUUUUCACAAAGGUCCACAAAAGCGUGGAAUUUCCGGAAAAUGGUACUUUAUUUGAAAUCUUUAUCGAAAUUUACAACAGUUCACUUGUUAUAGUUUUUUUCUUCAAAAAUACUUUUUGGUUUUUAAAAAGGUUCCAAAUUAAUCGAUUCUUACUUUAAAAGAUGUGAAUUUUUCGCCUGGAAGUACUUAUUUGGAAAAAAUGUCUUAUAUGAGAAAUCCGAAUAAUGUUUGUUCAAAGUAUUAAAAUUCCUUACAUAUUUGUUCCAAAUUUUGUAGCUUCUCAAGAAAUGUUUGUUCGAAGAAAAAAUAAAAGAUGACCAAUAAAUAUAUUCAAAAUAUUGAUAUUGCAACAAUUGUCUGUUCGAUCUACUAUAUUUUCAAUAAAUAUUAUUUUUAUAAUAAUUUGUCUAGAUACUUAUUUGAUUCUGGAAAUUCUAAUUCUUUUCGAUCAAUAAAAAAACUAAAAUAUAAAUAAACAAAUAAACUCAAAUACCCAUAUACAGCAGUGGUCUACUUGUGAACAGUAUCAAUUUUUUAUUUUCCUAUUUUUACUUUUUGUGUUAAAAAUUUAAACAUAAUUUGAUAAUUAUUAUAAGUUCAAUUUAUUUACUGAAAUUGUGAUAAUUCUUGACGAAUUACUAAAAAUAAAUUAAAUAAAGAAUGUAUUUUUAAAUUAUUAAAAAUACAAAUUAUUUACCUAGUAUAAUAAUCAUCGCUGUAAUCAUUCAUUCUUCUAGACUGCAUAUCAGAGAGGGGUAUACUGUAUAUUUUUUAGAAAAUUAAAUUUUUUCACCGAAAAUAAAUAUUUUGUAUGUAGAUACUUAUUUUUAAUUUUAUUGUUAAAAAAUAAAAACUAAAAUAUUUCUGUUAGUCCUCUCCUACCAAAUAAUCUUACAUAUAAUAAUAUGUCCUUGAGAGUGAUAUUAUUACUAUUCUAUUUAUACAAAUGAAUUAGUUAUAGGUACACGAAUUUCAGUUCAUAAUCUGGAUUAUGUUAAUAUCGAGCGCUUACUCCCAUGUAAAUUUCAUACAGAUUUCAUUUAUUUGAAAUAGGUUAUAAUGUGCAGGAUGUCUAAAGAAUUAUACAGUUGAAUAUUUUAUUUUAAAUUUAUAUAAGAUGUUCUUAUAUUUUAACAAGUUAUGGAAUUGCACUGUAUGUGUUUACUAAAUUAUCUAUUUUUAAUGGUUAUUUAUACAAUAAACUUUGAAAUAAUAAAAUAUGACAGUUAAAAAAAAUUGGUAACCAUUAACCAAGUAUAAUAUGCUUAUAGGAAUAAAUCAAUGUAAAUUAAAUAUUUCAAUUUUUAAAUAAUUACAGGAUAUUUUUCAAAUUCUUAAUGUACUUUUAUUUUGUUACCUAGGAAGUUUUAAUAUUGGCUAAUAUGAAUUUUUAUCAAAAUAAAUAUCAACUGAUAUUAAAAUUUAAAAUUACCUAACAGGCACAGUUGUUGGUUACGUAUCUAGUCAUCUCGCUUAGCUUGAAAUAAGCACCAGUCAUUAUAAAAUAAUAAUAAUAUUAUGAAUAAUAUCAGCCAUCUACUUGUUAGUCGAAUCAACAACCAUAACUAUAUGUACCAGUAAUUACGAACAGAUAGACACAACCGGGAUAAAAAGUAUCUAAACUUAUGUUCAGAAACCUAAUACUCUUAUAUCUAUACUUAUUAUUAUUAAUAAAACAAGGUAAAGUAUUAAAGGUAUUUUAUAAGUACCUAAUACAUCAAUAAGUUAAAUAAUAUUAUUUUAUUUAUUUAUCUACCUAAGUGUAAAAAAACAAUAUGUAUAGAAGUUUGGAAUAAAUAAUCACUGUUCGUAAUUGUAUUAUAAUAUUGGAAAUAUAAUAAUUUAAGUUAAUAGCAAAAAAUAAUAAUAAAACAUUUGGAAACUUUUUGAAUCAAUAAAUUGUAUGCUUUUUAUUUGCUCAGGUCCGAGUUUAAAUUUGUCUUAAAUUCAUCUAAAUAAACCGUGUACGUAGGUAAUAUUAAUGAUUGUAUCAACUUUUUUUCGAAUAACAUAAAAAAUAAAAAUAUUAUAUGUGACGUCGAACAAAACAUCAUUUCCAUGCUUUGUCUCAGUAAAAGAAAAAAAAAAUGUGAAAUGUAUUAUUUUCUGGUCAAGGCUAUUGGUAAUAUCGUUUCAAUAUUUAUAGUUACACUACAGUGUAUAAUAUUAUUAUAUAUAUAUAUAUAUAUAUAUAAGAUGUAAUGUGUAUAUGUGUGAGUAUGCGUGUGUGAUAUAGAAAAACUAUAAUAUGAAGCAAUAAACAAUAUAUUUGAAAACAUAAAUAUCCCCACCCUCAUUGUAUGUGUUUAUUAUAAACUGGAUUGAUUUCUUUAUACAUUGCCAUUUUUGCUUACGUUCAUUGGAUAUAGUAUGUAUUACAACAGUUUAGUGUGAAAGUAAAUUUGUACUGUUCAAGUUAUGACAAAUUACUAAUAGACUAUUAUAUGGACUAUUCUUAUGAAAUAUUAAUAUAAUAUUAACAAUUUUACUAUAUAUUAGUUUUAGUUAAACUAGAGUAAUGAACUUAUGAACAUAGGCGUGCGCAGAACUUUGGUACUGGUACGGCACAAUUUUUCUUAUAGGUAACGAUUAUUUUGUGGUAAUACUACAGUCAAAGCCAAUAAUUUUACAUUUUAUUUGAAAUUGUAUACCAUAGUACAACAAUAAAUUUAAACAAUUUUAAAAUAGACACUGUGUAAUUACUAAUAUAUAAACUGUUUGUACUGUUUGUAGUGAUAAUUAAUAUUAAAUAUUAAUACUUUUAGGUAAUUAAGUUAUAUUAUAUUAAAUAUGUAUAAAUACCAGAGUAAUACAGAAAAUAUAAAAACAAAAAGCUAUAAAAAAAAAAAAUAAUAAUAUAGUAUUUCAUCAAUCUAUAACAAUCCGUAUCUUAUGUAUCAUGAUGUUGUAACAUUUUGUCUCAAAUCGUUUUAUCAGGAUUAAGUUACUAACAUUUAUAAUAAAGAAACGUAUAGGACCGUGGUCUUACCAAUAAAACAACAGAAUAUAUUAUUAUUAUUAUUCGUAAUAUUUUAAGACAAAUUUCGUAUUGAAAAAUACAAUAAAAACAUGUUUUUUUUUUUAGACAAAGUUAGGAAAUCGAAAUUCAAGAAACUAAAGAUCAAUACAGGUACGGCAUAGGUACGCAUUACCCGUGCGCAAGCCUAUUGGUUAUAAAAAUAAGUAUUUGUUUGAACAAAAUCCGAAUAUCGAGUUAUUGAAAUCCAAUGUAAGACAUGUCAUGUAUUAACAAUUGGAAAGAAAUAAUUAUUUAUCUUAUUCAAAAGAUGUAGAUCAGAGUCGUGUAGCAUAUUAUAUUGUCAUUAACAUUUUAUACGACUCUAAAAACAGUGAAGACGUAUGAGUAGUAAGAAUACCUAAACUUUUUAAAGAUUUUUGAAAUAAAUUCAAAUUGACUAUAAGAAGGUAGUAACAAAAUAAAAUUAAGAUUAAACCUAUUCACUCUUCUAUUGAAAAUUAAAAUUAUAUAAUAUUUAAAAUGACUUUUAAAAAUAUCUAGGAUAUCUACAUAAAUACAUAAACAAUAUAGGCAAAUAAUUUAAUCGUAGGUACGUAAUUCGUAUAAUUCGUAUAAUUCGUAUAGUAAGUUGCGAAAUUGAUAUUUUAAAAGCUAAUAAAAAAAAUUAUCUGUGCUAAUUUUUGAAUUAUAAUUUAAAUAAUGUGGGUAUGUAUGCGCUUAAUAAUAUAAUGUCAAUUAUACCAUCAUGAUUUCAUUAUAUAUUUUUUUCGUUUCUAAGAUUUAUGAAAAUAAUAAAAAUGUGUUACGCUAUAAAUCUUUGAAGCGUACUCAAACUCAACCAACUAACGAUAACAAUAGAUUAAGCCAUGCGCCAUAUAGGUACCCACUACCAUGAAAUCUUUUUGAUUCUGAUAAUUAUAAAAAAAUACUUGUAAUUAUGUUACUUUUUAAAUUUUAAUUAGUGUUAAUGGCAUUAACGCUAAAUAUUAUAAAUACGUAAAUUAAAAUCAUGUAUCUAAAUUAUUGAUAUUUUGUCAAAAAGGUGGUUGAAUACGAUUCGUUUUUUUGUGUUUCUAGACAAAUAAUCUGGAGUGGAAUAAACAUGAUUGCAGUAAUCCAACUUUUAGUGUGAAAAAUGAUUUGACUCCAUACUUGACAGCAAUACUUCUUUUUUUAUGUUUUGUAUGGAAAAUAUCUUAGUUUAAAUUGAUUUGUUCUAACACAUUUUAAUACGAGUUUAUUUUAAGAAAAAUGGCUAACUCAUCGUGUACUUUAAACUAAAUAAAAAUCCCAACAAAUUAUUCUUACAAAACAGAUAAGAAUUGAAAUGUUUUCAAAGUUUAAAUUGGACAAACGGUAGUAGCUGAAUUGUACUCCGGAAUAUUUGGUCUAUGACUCUGAAACGUCAUAUUCGACAUAUUCGUCUGUAAAAACGGACGUACCUCUUCAUUUUAAAUAAGUAUUGGGUAGUAGAUUAGUGGAAAAGUAUUACAUUAAAAGGUAUUUUAAAAUUAGAAAAACUUGUGAAAAUCGUUUUAAAACUACUUACGUUUAUUUAAGAAAAUUAUUAAGCAUUAUUUUAUAUAAUAGGUAAUCCGUUAGGUACCUAGUAAAACCGAUUUAACAUUUGUAAAUUAUUUAACAUAAUAUUUAUGUUCAGUCUUGUUGAUAGUUCCUUCCAUAGUCCUUAAACCUUAAUAUUGAACCAUAGGAAUAAGAACGGUACUUCCGUAAAAAACGUCUCCAUUUUCGCUGUAUUACAAAUGCACUGAUCCGUGCAAUAACAGUAAAACUGAUUAUGAUAUUAAAAAAAUAAAAAAAUGUAUAUAGUCAUUGUUCAUUAUUGUUACUUGUUAAAAAAAACUAAAACAGUACAGUAUAUUAUUUUUAUUUACUACCUUAAAAAAUAUAAAUUGUUAUAAACUCAAUAGCUUUAAAUAGCACGAUGAAUUAUACAUUUAUACAAAUAAUUUGUAUGGUAAUACAAUAUAAUAUGUAAUCUUUGUUGUAAAUUUUACAUCAGUAGCACUUAUGUUGAUUUGGAGUUGGGAGUUUAAGAUAUAUAAUGUUUUUUUAAAUUUAUAUCUGUACAAAACGAUAAAUAAUUGCUGACGAAAUACGAUUCUGAGCUCGGUUAAACACGCGUUCAAGUGUCGUGAUUUUUAAACUUUUCGAUAAAAUUUAAAUUUAAAUUACUUAUAAAAAUAUUAUUACAUUUCUAUCCAUUUUUUUUUUUGCCAUAAAAUUCGACAUAUGAUGAACCUCGUGUCAAAUUUUUAACUAUUUUGGCUUGGUCAAACAGUUUUAUUCAAAAAAUAGUACGCAAAAUUUUAUGGUUUACAAUAUUUGAAAUUGAAACGCGUAUACAUAUGAAAAAAAACUACUGCAUGAUACUAAAAUUUUUUUUUUUGAAUACUUAGAUCAACAUAAUUAUACGGGAUUUUCUGAAAAUUAUCAAGCAUUAAAAAUUGUAUCCACAUAAAACCAAAAACUAAAAUUAUUCCAAAAUGUAAAAUGCCUAUAAUUAACUUUGAAAGCGCUACAGAGUUUUAAAUAUUUUACCACGUCUAGAAAAUGCUAAUCUAAGUGUUUUAUGAAAAUUUUAGGUUACUACAAUUAUUUUUCCCCGAGUAACAUAAAAUAAACAAAAUCACAAAGAGUGAAACUAUCGUUUUAUUAGUAAACAUUCCCGUUUAUACUAAAAUUUUCUCGGUUUAACUUUGUUGUUAUGAAAACUAUAAAGAAAAUCAAUAAAUGACCACCUCAGUACAUUAACCACAUCCGAAAUGUUACAAAAAAAGGUUACAAGUAAUUUAUAAAUCGGUUAAGAUUUUUGGUAGAAAAGUUAAUAGAAAAAAAAACACACAUCAUAGGAAAUCCGAAAAAAUCUACGCUGUGUUCAAAAUUUAAAAAAAGUUAUCCCGUUGUUGUUUCCCCUGGUAGUGAAGGCGAGGCCCUGAACCGAUCGCGAAAGUUUUCAGAUAACAUAAAAUCGGCCGUCUUUGAUGGUGUAGGGUAAUGAGUAUAGAUAGCGAAUACCUGUUAUAUAAAAAAAUAAUACAAAAGCUGAUACACGGGGCCGGGUACAGCCACUGUUUUAAAUGGAAAGUUAGGAAGAUAUGUUAUACUAAGACUAACCGGCCAUACUAAUCAGUGAUCAGAUCAGUAUUUUGAAAUAAGCUAAAGUUAUAAUAGUAAUAAGACGUUCAAAAUUAUAAAUAUUUGUCUGUUUUUUCACUAACAAGUAAUUAGUAAGUAAUAACUAUUAACUAUUAUUAUUAAUUAUUACUCCUAUAUAAUAAUUAUUAUUAAUUGGAGGCACCCGAAGGUGAAAAUUCAGGAGGGGAGAUAGCCUUAAUUUUAUUAUUAAUCAAACACUUUUAUUAAUGUAUUACGUGUAUUUUUAUAAAUGUUUAAAGGUAUUAUAAAUAAUAUAAUAUUAAAUUUUACACUUAUAACUAAUUGAAUACAAAUUGCAAUUUUAUUUUAUUUUUUUCAAUUUAAUCAACAACUUUUUUUGUUAAAUUAAGUUCUUUAACUUUUUUCCUAUGCAAACUUAACAUACAUAAUCCGGAUAAACGAUUCUCUCAUAUUAGAUAAUCGCAAGUCAGCUAUCCACAAAAAAUAUUCACAAAUGAUCGGCUUCAUACUUCAAAUCAUAGGGCCUAAAUCAUUGUAUAUUAUGAUAAUAAAUUAACGAAAUUGUAUUAUUACAAAAUAUAGUUCUCGACUAGAUACUAAUAAUGAAUUUUGGAAUUUUGAAAAACUGAAUUUGGAAAUAAUCAUCUUAACUUGCUGGAAAGCUAGGGCUCUAGAGGGGAAUGGUCCUCCACUUGUGGGCGCCUUUGCUAUCAAUAUUAUUUGUACUUAUAAGUCUACCGAAAUGAUUACAAUUUACAAUGUAAUUAUAUUAAGAUGUAUACAAUUACAAAAAAGGAAACAAAGUUUUUAUAACUAUAGUUCAGUGUAAGUACAGUUAUAAGUAGAAUAUAUGCAAUAUAGGUAUUUUAAAUUUCAAUAAUAAUAAUAAUACAUUUUUAUUCAGUUUGAUGAAGGAAAAUUAAUUUUACAAUAUUACUAAGGAAAAGUAGUUUACUAGUAGUUUAAAAAUAAAUAAUCGGUAAUUUUACAUCACUACCUAUUAUAAAAUUAAAAAAAGAUAAUAUUUUGAAGAACAAAACAAUGUAUUUCAAUUUUAAAAUUAAUUUUUUAAAUGUUUCAGUCAUUUAAAAAUGUUGAAUUAGUCCUUUUUUCUAAAUGAUGUAUUGAACGUUAUAUUUAAAAUGAUACAUAGAAAAACGGAAAUAUUGUUCUCUUUAAAUUUUGUAAUAUUACUAUAAAACUAAAUUUAUUCCAGUUCUGCAUAAUCUGCGUAAAGAUAUUUUUGAUAUAAUGCCGGUUAGUUGAUUGGACUGUCACAGUUGCGCAUGUGGGUAUCACGUUUUCUUUAACAGAUUAUUUUUAUGACUAAAUCAGCGUGGCAUUUUCAGAAUCAUUAGAUUUCCUGUUUAAUAAUCGGUUGGGACAGCACAAUUAAUUAUAAUGUUCGGUACGAGUUUUGUUGUCGUAAAUUGAAUUUAUAAUACUAUAAUUUAUAUCAAAAUUAUCUAUAACUGAACCGGGAAUGAUUUGCUAUUACAAGAUAAUAGUGUAAAUAAUAGUAAUAAUAAUAAUAGUUUUCUUGUUCAUGACAACCAAAUUAUGAUCAAUGUCACCAAGGUAAUCCAUGAAUAAAAAAAAAAAAAUAAAUAAACAAUUAUAUAUUCGUACCAAAAAUACCUGAAAACCCCUAUUUUACUCCCUUUGGGGUUGAAUUUUAAAAACCCCUUGCUUAGCGGAUGCCUACGUCAUAAAAGCUCUUUAUAUGCUAAAUUUCAGCUCGAUCCGUUCAGUGAUUUAUGACGAAUCAGUCAAUUAAGACAUGUUGAUGCAUUAUGUAAUCGUCUUCAUCGUAAUUAAACGAUGAUUUAUCGAAAGGUACUUAAAAUUUUAAAAGCAUAUUUUACUAAACAAAUAAAUAAUGGUAAAAUUGCUCACUUUACACAUGAACGAUUUUUAUUAAAAUUAUUGAAAGUUACAUAUGUCUAGUUCUCGGUAAUUUUUAUUUACAUUCUUAAUGACAUUAUUAUAGAAAUAAUUAUUUUUAAUAAUGCCCUACACCUAUUAUACCUAAUAUACCUAUUAUAAAAUAUUAGUUAAAAUAACAAUAUCAAAUUAUUGUUUAUAGAUUACUAGAUAAAUGAUUUUACUUAUUAUAAACUAUGGUUAAUAAUGGUUUGGAAAAUAUUUAUCAAAUUUGUAUUUAUAUUCUGAACGAUAAGUACAAAUUAAACAUAUUAUAUUGGUUCUAUAAAAAUGUAUAUUUAUUUUUAUCUUAAGCUGUUUACACUUUAAAGGGGUGAGAAGAAAGGUUCUUUAAUAUUUUUAAGUUAGCUUAUUUUCUGGUAAUAAAUUUGAUUUAGUUUGUUUAGAAUAGUUCGGUUACUUCUACACUUGCGCAAAAAUCGGUUAACUUUUAACAAAUUGACAGACACUUUUAAUAUAAUUUUUACUGCUAUAUUAGUAGUGCUAUACCUGUAUCCAAAAUCUAUGUAAAUUGUUAGUAUGAACUGCCGUAAUGUGGCAGUCCACUGUCUUCUAUGAUUUGAUACCAUUGAAAUUAGGUCUGCUGAAUAAUACUAAUACUGUUGAAACAGUAUUGACGUAAUAUGACAUUUUACAUAUUAAUGCUAUAGCAUUAAUGUCCGUCAAUGUGUUAAAGAAACUAUAAUUGCAAGUCAUUUUCAACAAAAUCAACAAUAUCGUUUUAGUAUUAUUGUUGCGAUUUAAAAAAUAAUAAUUCUUCUAGCCAUGGAUUUAAAAUUGCUAAUAAUGAUAAUUUGUUUACUAUUAAACAGAUGUAAAUACAAUUCUAAAUAUGUGUUGUUCAUUUCUUAGAAUUUAUUAAAAAUGAAAUAUAAACUCAUCAUACGUGUUUUACUUAAUUUUAAAAUGACCAUGUGUGUGAAAUGUGUUUUAGAAGUUCUAAGUUUGUUUUGGCAAAAUAAUCAAUCCUCCUCAGAUUUAAUAUUCUAUAUUUAUGCUUAUAACCUGAAUACAAUUAAACAUGUUGUUCACAAAAUAUAUUAAUUUGUGACACUGUAUACAAUGUUACAGUAUAAGUAUAGUUACUAACUUUUUUUUUUUAAUUUACAAGUCAAUUAUUAGUAUUAGUAGGCUCAUGAUUUGGGCAUGAUAUUAGGAGAAAAGAAUCAGAGACAAUUAGAAAUGUAAUGAAAAUAAACGAAAUAAAAAUAGUUGGAUAUGAUUGAGAAUGAUAUGAGAACGUAAGACAAUAUAAUAUCUUUUUCUAGAGAGAAAUAUUUACAUUUUUGGUCUAAAUUUAUUGAAAUUUUGAAAAUUUUAAUCUUUAUAGUUGUUUUAUCGCUUUGAAAGAUUAAUCUUUUAUUAUCUGCAUUUUUGGAUCCCUUCAAUAAGAAUAAUAUUCUUUUUUUUUAGAUCUAAGUUAAGCGAGGAAUGUAUUGGUUUUUCAAUGAUGUUUAUUAUUUAGUUUUAUUUUCUAUUAAUUUUUUUAAACCCUACAUGGAAAAAGACCGCUAAGAAUUUCUAACCUAACCCGAGAAUCACCAACUACCGAAUGAUGGAUGGAUCUAGAGUUUGGGAACUUUGAUCAGCUAUUUUUGAUAAGCAAUUUUGUUGGAUUAAUAAUUAAGACCAAGGGCCCCAGGAUUUGUUUUUACGAGGGGGAAAGCUAAAUAAAAUUAUUAAAAGUAACCCGGUAUGGCUGAUAUAUAUACAGACAAGGGUAGUAUUCUGAAUAUUUGAAAAAUACUAAUUUUAUGAGUAUUCAUUAGGUACUAUGUUUUAAAUAUAUUAAAAAGUAUUUUAUUUCUUGAAAAAAAUACUUAUUCAUAAACUUUUCUUAUUGUAUUUAAUGCUUAACCUCUAAAAUGUGUGUUUAUUUUCUCGGAAAACUUUUUCGAUUAGUAAAAAUCAGAGUAAAAAUAAUUGUUCUGCGAAGGCACUCCACCAGGCAUACUACUGCACACCCAUAGAUAAUAAUUAAUUGAUAGGCCAUGUUAUCAGACUCAGACGUUUUUUAAUUUUCUAUCUCAUUCAGCAAUAAUGUAAUUAUUUGCAGUUAUAAUUGGGGAAUACCCGUGACUAAACAAGCCAAAUAGAAUAAAGAUAUGAUUUUAAUAUUACAGACAAUAAUUACUAUCUCUCUACUAUGCGUAAAUUUACAGUUCGUUUUUAAAAGCCGAAGAAGCUAAUUUUACAAAACUUUACUGUGGAUUAAAAAACCCCUGAACCACCCCCUAAAACCGAUACUGCAACUACCACACAUACAUGCAUGCAUGCAUGUAAAUUAGUUUUUAGUUUGAGGAAAAAUAAUCUUAUUUAGAUGUAUAUUUGUUGUUCAUUUAUUGUACUUAAACCCUAGAAUUUAUUUACUAAUAUACCACUGGUCAAAACUAAAUGGUAUCAAUUGUAGUUAAAAUAAAUAAUAGGUAACUAAAUUUAUGAAUGUUUACUGAUCAGUUGCCUAGUACCUACACAUAUACGAAUUAAUUAUUAUUAAUUAUGAUUACAAUAAACUCUGCAAUAAUUUAUGAUUGGAUUGGGGAGGGGGCGGAACUGAGAAACAGAGCUUCUCCGGUUUUUUUAUUAUUAUUUUUUUUUUUUUCUGGAAGUCUUAUCAAGUAUUUCUGUUGGAAAUUUGGGACAACGUAUAUUUUUGCAUAUUUUUAAGACAUGUACUCGUAUUUUUUAUUAUUAUUAUUAAUUUAAUAUUUAUUGUUCAGGAAUAAAUUAUUUUCAUUAUUAUUUUGACUGUAUUUACCAUUGUUGAGUUAUCACUCUUUAAUUUUUUCAAUUCAAACAUUGGAAAUUAAUACUAAAAUACAAUCUUACAAAUACCUACAAUAAUCCUUUUACAGAUCAUUUAACAUGAUUAUAUGAACUUUGUAAAGCUUUCACCACAUACACGACAAACUUUUUCUGUAUUCAAAAUGUCUUUAAAUAUCGUAUUGUUGGAGUUUGUUAUAGUCGUUGAUUUAUAGUGAAAUUGACAUUGUUAUGUGUACAGUAGAAAGCCCAACAAUAUCUGAAAAAGAGAAGCGAUUUUACACGUGUCUUGCAAAGUUUUAAUUUACAUUUCUAUAGUACGAGAAUAAAUAAUUUGGGAAGGAAAAUGGAAUUGACUAUUUUUAAAUGUUUUUGGAAAACAUCUAAUUUAAAAACCAUUAAAUCAUAGUAUAGUUCACAAAAUAAAGAUUUUCGUAAAUAUUUAUAAUGUAUUUACAUUAUCAAAGGUAAGAUAAAAAAGAAACUAUAAAAGUUUUCUUAGAGUUUAUCUUAAUAAUAUGAACAAACUCGGAUAGUUGGUGUUGGAAAUUAAAUGGUAGUAGAGUUAGUUCGACGUCAGUAAUUUGUAAUUACUAAUAGAUAUUAUUGCCGAAAACAGCGUUUGUAGACGGGUGUGUGAAUAUUUAAUUUCGCCAUGUGCGAUAUCCACAUCGUGUUAGCUAUUCGUACUUUAAAGAGAAGUAAUUUGCACGAUAAUCGGAUAGUGGACGUGCACCCCGAAAAGAAUGCCGUGGCAUUUCAUCCGAAAUGCACUGGUCACGUUUGUUAUUAGUCACCCCUAUUUUUACGUGUGUUCGGAAAAUCCGUUGGAUCGCCGCCGCCGCGCCGCCACUAUCGGUUACACCCGUUUGUGUGUGCCGUAUAAACGGUCGGACGGUGAGAGACGUAUGUACGCGUAUCUGAACAACGGUGAAGCGGCGCGGGUAACAACCGUGGUAGUUGUACGACGGUUUUGUGCGGGAAGGGGAUGGUCGGGGGAUUGUCGAGGAAAUAUUGCCGUGCCCGAACUUGGUAGAUAGGUACGCGUUACGACUUGUACGAGUUCACGUGUGUGAACGCCGCUUGCCCGGUUCCCACCGCGUGCGCACUAAAACCGGUUACUUGCCAACGCCAUCGGGCACUGUGGUCGUCGGUUGAACAUUGGGGGGGGACGGUUCCUCUGAGAAUGUACGUUACGAAAUUUUUAUAGCGACGCCACUACACUAGUCGCACGGGUUCGUUCGCAACGGUCGUUUGUUUGUCGUUUUCGUCUCCCCUCGCCGUUCAGUCGCCGCCACCGCUGGCGCGCGUUCUUUCCCCCACCCCAUUCGUCUUCCCUAAUAUUAGUGUAUAAUAAUUCAGUACCGUUAAAAAUUCUCCUGUUUAGGAAUUAAAUUUUUUAUUAAUCAUUGAUUUUUGUUUUUCCUUUGCAAAUUCUGUUUUUCCCCAAAUGUCUUCUGACGUGUUUAAAUCGUGAUACUCGCGGUUGUGGUGCGCGCGCAGCACGUUGUCGUCCGUGCGGCCGUCCCCGUCCUGUUCGGUGUGAUGCCGUUGUCUUUCAAAAAGAUCUUCUCUCGAAAACUACUGUUCAGCCCCAAAGUCAUGGGCGGCGCAGCGUCUCAUCACGAACCAUUGGACCGAGUCGCCAACCACGCAAGCUCGUCGUUCAGACGUUCGGCCAGUUGUCGUCACAGCAAAGCCAAUAAGGUACUUACUAUGCCGUCCAGUAACGGCCACAAUAACGUCAGACGGUGGUCGUCGAACACGCGUUAUUCUCGAUUGAAUAGUCUUUGUAAAAUAUGUAAAAUCCCGUUUGUUGCAAUCGUCUUCGUUCCCAGCCGUGGUUCUUGCCGACGUGCUACUGUGCGCGACCUUGCUCGCGCAUAUCGUCGUGUAAUAAUAUUAUGCUAAUAAUAUAAAUUUAAAAUUAUUCACGUAGCUAUAACACGAUAUAACGUUCACGUUUUCAGAAUAGAAAUACACACAGUCGCACAUUGUUUAAUGUCCUGUGGGCGUUUUACCGAUAGAUAAUUACUAAGUUUUGCGACUUGCCAGAGACAAUAAACAUACAAUAUUAUAUUAUAACACGAUUUCGCAGUAGGUACCUACCAUUGUACUCGUCCAAUCGGUAGUUUUUACGAGUUACGACAUUGUGUAGUAAUUUUUUUUUCAUUUAAACACUCGAAAACCAAACGACUUGAAUGUCGAAAUGCGUUUCAUAGUACCAUGUGAACUUUAUUACAUUUUAAUCAUUUUAUAGCGUCUAGAAAAUGUAUAAUUAAUCUCGGAAACUAGGUUGUUUCCAUUUGGUAUUUAUCUACGACUUACUUAAGGUAUAAUACGAAAUUACAGGUACCAGGUACUUACGGAAUAUCAAAUAAUGUUCUCUAAGCAUCCGCCGAGUGCCUACGCAAUUUGUUUCGUUUUUUAAAUUAUUGAAUGUAAUGUUGAUGGUUAACGCAUAAAACCAUGUACCAAGGUAUCAAAAAUAUCAACCAACUAUUUAAGAAUUAACGAUACCAGGUAUAAUAUGUACCUUUUUUAAUAUUAAAUUAAUGAAUAUUUGAUCUAACUUCACAGUACCUAUGUGUAAGCAAAUAGGUACCUACCUAAAUAUAUUAUUUUAUGAUAGGUUUUUGAUGUUUUUAAAAUAAUUAUUCUAUUGUAGAUGGGUACAAUGUAGACAUAUUUUAUUUGCAGUUUGUAGUUUCACAUCCUUACGACCUUACCAUCGAUUUAAAUCCAUUAAUACCUAUUAAUUUUUAUUAAUUAAUACCUGAUUCAUUUUGAAUCAGUGGGUGCUUAAAAUAGUAAAAUGGCAUUUCACGAGUAUGUGCCCCUAGAGGAAUUUAAAUAUUUUAACGCGAGACUCUAUGUAAACAUUUAUAAUAUAUAGGUAUAUACCUACUUCUAUACAAAAAAAAUACUGAUCUUUUUGGAAAGGUAUUUUAACAAACAUACCUACGUGGUUAAAAAAUAAGAAUAAAAUCGAUAUACUGUUAUUUUGACAUAUAGCUAGGUAUAUUGAAUUUCUUAAAAAUGUAUUUGUGUAAAUGGUUUAUAAAUAGAAUCGAAGAAAACGAAGGUAUGAACAUUUUGUCUAGAUUCUGAAUGACUGAGAUUCAACUCAAAUGCUCAAUAGGUUAUGGUUACCUAUAUCUUAACGUAUCAAGUUCAGUACCGAUAUAGACAAACGUGUAUUUAUUAACCGUUUUCGGCGGGGAGGUGCUCUUUUUAAAUACCAUUCUGAGGCUCCAAAACCCGUGCUACUUUAAUAUAACACGACUAUUUCAAAAUAACAAUUUUGGAUAAAGGCUGCAGCCACCUCAACCCCGCCCAUAAAUACACCCCCAUAGGUAAAGUUGGUAUCUGAUAAAAAUUAUGUAUACCUAGGUAUCUAUAAAAUAUAUUACUGAUAAAUGAUAUUUAAUAAGUAUUAAACAAUAUCAUAUUUAACAGUUCAACACUGCGAGAUAUUAAAGACAUGGCGAUAUGUAAUAUCGAAUAAUAUAAUAUUAGGUACAUACCUACUUACUUUUUUUGUGUGAAUUAUUUUCUAGCAUAAAUUCAUUAACGCAAAUAGAAUGGAGGGUUGGGCUCCCGAAACUCAAUUAAGCGGCCUCUCCAAAUCAAGUUCUCGUCAAGUAAUCGCCUACUAUUAAGUAUACCUAGUUUUUUUAAUCAUUAAUUAUUAUGGAGGGUUUAAGUGUCGUCUCUAAAGAAAACAAAAAUAUUUAUAUAUAUGUAUAUUUUGGCUACUUGCGCCUACGCAUAAGUCGGCAUUAAUUGACUGUAUCCAUAAAAAAUAAUGGCAAAGUCUUUUAUGUAUGCCAUUUUUAUUUUCUAACCUAAACUUGUAAAGCCCCUUGUAAAAUAUACCGGUUUAAUAAAAUGUUCAAUAUAAAUUUUUUUAUGAAAUACUAUUAACCCAAGACAGCCCAAUUGGCGCCAUCAAAUCGAAAGCUUUAGGACAGGGGUCUUCAACCCACUGCCCGCGAUCACAUUUGAAGUAUAGCAUGUCAUUUCUGUUUAGAUAAAACUAGAACGGCUAUAAGCCAUCGCUUUCGAAAAAAUUAGGAAAAAUGCAUUACGAUAAAUUAAAUUACUUACCUACAUAAAAAUGUUGACUGUUAUCAUCCAAAUAUGGAAAAAUUGAUUACCUAGCGAAAAAUAAUGUCAGUUAUCGCAUUAAAAAUAAUGUGUCAUUCAAAAUUGAAAUAUGUUAAUCUAUAUAGGUAUGUUUUGAUAGUAAUAGUAGUAAUGAAGUAAAAGUUUGUAAUUUAAAAUUUAAUCGUACAAAUUAUAAUAAAACUGAAUUUUUCUAUAAAAUACAUGUUUUUACUACGAAUGCGGCCCGCGAGAUUUGUAUAAAAUAAUUUGUGCCCUCUGCAUAUAAAGGUUGAAGACCCCUGAAGCCCCCUUGGGCUUUAAUAUAAUAGUAUAAUACUUAUACUACAGUAUUUAAGCAAUUAAGUAUCUGUUCGAACGAGAUUUAAAAUAAGCUAAAUUUAUGUGUGAUGUAUUGCAACUAUUUUUUAUUUUUUUUAAACAUUACCAUUUUUUUUACGUUGAUAAAACUAAAUUAUGUGUAUAGAAUAUUAAUAGCUGAUAUUUAUGUAAUAAAUCAAAAAUAAUUACGUAUUAAACGUAAUUAAAUUAAGUCAUAAUAACUUAUAAAUGUAAAUAAUUAUCCCACUCUAAAGCGAUUAUUAAAAUAUUUUUAAAAACUGUACCUAUAUAAUACUAUUAUUAUUAUAAUAUUUCAUUAGUACUCGCAUAAAAUAAUGAAUGGUAAAGUUAAUAAACAUACUAUGGGUAAUUAUUAUUAUUGAACGUUAUAGAAUGUUUCACGAUCAUAGUGUUUAGUUUGUCUUACGGUGGGGAUAAUAUGCGAACUCUAUAAUCCCACUAGCUAUAGGCGCAUACUACGAAAAAUCUGAACUCUGUAUAGUGAGACAUUCUGCAAACUAUGCAUAAUUUAUUGUGGCGACUUUAAUGGGCAAUAGAAAUGUUAAUACGAAGAGAUUAUUAUUAUUUUUUAAAUAUAUAGUUGCAGUUGAUAAAAAAAAAAAAAACAAAAAUCAUUUUCCUAGUUGAAUAAUUUGUCGUAUUAGUUGGAAAACCAUAUUAUUAAUAAUUAUAUUACCUAUUCGUCGUUAUUACGUUAAUUCCAGAGAUAAUUCGUCAAAAUUACAAUAGUUGUAAUAACCUUAUCGUAUUCAAUAAUUACAAUAAUAACCGUAGACAUAUUAUUAACCUGUGUACGGUUCUUUAGUCACUCCCCGUAUAUUGUAUUGUGAGUUAACACAAGAGAGAUAAAGAUAGUAGAUUGUAUAGUAUCCAUAUCUUUCCUACUCACUCGAUACCAUUCGAUAGUAUCUAGUACCUUCCCCAUUCGUUCGAUGUUCCCUUAUGUUUUCUAUGUCUAGGAUCCGUCCAUAGGUUAAUAAGUCUCAGACUUCUUUUUACGGCAGGCCAAAUCUGAGAUACUCUUUGUUUGGCAUCGUGGGUCGACAUUUUUUAGAGGAAAAAAGAAGUAAUGAAAUAGAAGAAUAAAUGAUAAUAGAUAAAAUCUUUUUAGAUUUUAGAAAUGAAUGUAUAAUAUAUUUUUAAUCUGUAUUACUCUAAAUUAGUUUUAUUGUGGUACGAGUAAUGUACUAUUAAUGAGAAGUUUGGAUUUGCUAGUCUUUGAAAAUUUCUCGAUAGUUUGCAUUAAACUUCGUUGUUCCAAUCAACAGCGUUGCUUAUAAAUGUUCGUCCUUUGAUUCGGUUCUAUAGUUAUUAAGAAACAACAUCUAACAAAAAAAAAUUUAUUUUAUUAUUUUUUUUUUAGUAAGAAAUACUUUUGGUAAAUGCAUAAAUGUAUUAAAACAUUAGUGAAAUUUGAUUUAUUUAGGUGGAUAUUUAUACUUAAUACAUUUUUUUUUCUUCAAUUCGGUUUGCAUAAGAACUUUAUAGUACAUGAGUACGUAUAUAUGUACAUAUUACAUAUAUUUUACACCAAUGUAAUAAUGACGAUUGCCUAUGAUGAAAUCGUGUGCUAUAUUCGCUCGCCAGGAUAAUAAGAACCUGCAGGAUAUCCGCUAUUUGUUUUUUUUUUUUUUUUUUUAUGUUUCCGAUUCAUUUAUCUAGAACAGCUUGAGAUCGGCGGUGGUUUUGUGCAGCUAGCAAGAAAACAGCAGCGCGUCAACGUGUAGUAUAUUAACGUCUUAUUUCCCCCUUUCGUGUUCGUAUAACAAUAGAACAAGGGUGGUGUAGACUCCCCUCAUAGGGGUGCGUAUACGAAAUUUUGUGAUAUCCCUCAUCGCGGCGGACUCUGUAAUAUUAUUACGACGGUUUUGUCAUCGCCUAUACCUAGAUUCCUAAUACGUCGACCGGUCGACGAUGGCAGUCUUGAGAUCGGUUUAGUUAUAUUACACUGUUCGAGGUUUUUGUCGCUACUGUCUUUUUUUUUAUUUAUAUUUUAGUAAACCUAUCAAACGAGUUGCAUACAGCAUACCAGAUGCACCACUCCCAUACCAUAUUAUUGACAUAUUUAUAAAUACACACGCACACACCGUUCAACCCCUAUUGCAUAAUUCACGUUGCAUGGCCCACGCCCAACAGAAAACAUCUUGACAUCCGUUAUCGUUUCCGCAAGCAGCCUCCUGCUAUUAUAAUGUGCGCCCACAAAUAUAUUUUGUCUUUCUUCGCCGCCGCCGCCGUGCACAUUUCCGGUCAAUUUUAGAAACUCUUCACGUAUUACAGCUCUCUGUACCUAUACAUCAACUAUUGUGUCAAUCGACCUUGUUAAUUUAAUUAACCGAUACAAUAAUAAAAAUAUGUGUACGAGAGGCGAAAUAAAUUUAAAAAAAAAAAAACAACAAAAACCUAUUCUUCGCCAAUCGAUUUUUAUCACAUCGCUCAUUCCGGUCCAUCGACAUUAGUUUUUGUGCAAUUAUACGACGACAAGAUAUUCUUGUUUUUUUAUAUUAUUUAUUCUUCAGGAAUGUUUCUUCGCCGGUUGACCUUGCACGGGGGCUUUCACGAGGUCGUUCACACGGACACGGACGGAACGGCGGCGGCUAUAACGUAACGUUAUGGCACAAUUGUUGGAAAAUCGAUUUUUGUCUUUUUAUUAUUUUUGUCUUCCAGGUGGCUUAUGGUAACGUGGUUGUUUACGCCGCGGGGGCUAUUUUUAAAACGCACCACCGCAGAUUAUUUGGUGCAGCUGCAUUAGUAUAUAUUAUUAUUAUUAUUAUUAUUAUAAGAGAGCAUCUGGCUACCGCGCGUUAAUAUUGCGGAUUUGUGUUGGUGUAGGCGUAGUCUGUGGCUGUUGAGGUUCGUCGUACCCACUGCGACUGCUGCGGUGUUCGUGUAGGUUAGGCAUUACAAUACGCGGCGCGUAGAGUGAGUCUCCCGACGAAGUAAUGUACGUGCGUAGAAUGUUGCGCCGGCAGAGGCGUUUGUAGAUACCACCUUGUUUCGACGGUUACCUGAUCGUCGUCGUCGUGUUAAGGGGCGUUCACACUCGGCGUUUGGUUAUCACGCCGCUGUCCGUUGUUUACGUAACCACCGCUCUCUUCGAUUUAAUACGCUGUUGACCAAUGAUGUUGAUGACCUAAAAUGUAUAACAAAGUGCUAUGGUGUAUGUGUAUACUGCGUAUACCUGCCUACCGCGUUUUAUGGUAUAUUAUCAAGUCUGUCGAUCGCGGUGUUGAAAUAAUCAUCAGCCAAUAAACGUGAAAUGUUUAGUUGUUGAAAUGGUACACCCGCAAGCAAGAGUCUCGGCGCUAGUAAAAAUAAAAAACAAAAAAAAGUUGCUUUCUUUCUGGUUCGCCGUGUUUAUCGUUUAGCCUCGUACUCGACAAAAGACAAUAAUUAUGUCAAUAAUAUCAAUGUUGCAUAAAUCUUUUAGACAUAUUAUAGGCACUAAUUAUUAAUUUUAUUUUUUUAGUUGCAAUUUAUUAUGCGUAUUAUAAUCAUUGAAUUUGUUGUAAAUAUUGUGUAAAAUAAACACCGUACAAUAAUAAAAAAACAGGUAUCUAUAAUUUUCUUUUCUUUAAUAGUUGCAGACCUUCAAAUAUUUACUAUUUGUAAUGUAGUUUACAUUUAUUUAUGACGUGCAUUAUAAUAUAUAUAUACAUAUACAUAAAUUGAUACGCACAAAUAUGUUGUAAUAAUAUAAAUAAUAAUGUUGUCCUUUAUUAUGUGAAUUUAAAUUUGUUAUACAUUAUGUGGAUAUCAUAUAUAAGUGCAUAGUGUAUAAAUUAAAAUUGUCAGACAGAUUUGUUGAACCCUUUAGCCUUUGAACCAGCUGUGCAUUAGCAAAAAUGCAUCACGUUGCUAUUAUAAUAUUAUGCAUUACUUUUUUUGUGAAAAGGGUACGAUGAAAGAGAGAGAGAGAGAGAGAGAGAGAGAAAGAGAAAUGUUUUUGCUUACAGUAUCGUUACACAAUAUAAUAGAUAUCGUGAAGAAUAAUGUUAAAAAUACUUCGCUUUUUUUCGUGAUUUACUCUUAAAAAUGUUGUGAUAUAUUCUUUUCGUUUGUAUGUUCAAUUUUAUAAAUUAUGUGACUAUUAUUCUUACUAUAGUUAGUUAUUAGAUAUUAUUUUAUUAUGUUCCUGUCGUGCAAUCAUAUAAGUUAUAAUAUCAGUUACCUUCUCAGUCAUUUAAUUAAUUUAAUCUAUUUUGUGGUUAAUGGCUAUAUUAUAUUGUCUUUGCUAAAGAUAAUAUUAUUAAAUAUACCUAAUAGUAUGUUUAAUAUUUAAAUCCUAUGUUUAUGCGAAAAAUAUCACGGAUAAUCAGCUAUUAAUUUAUUAGGAUUUUUUAAAUAGGUACCAAUUUAAUACUAUUUCGGGGUCCAUCACACUGUCAACAAAUGGAUGAUCUAUAUCCGGAAAAGCAUUAAUUCUAUCUAUAUAAUUCUUAAUCACAAUUCACAUUACGCAUCUCUCUAAACGAAUAAUUAAAAUUGUUAUUAUUGUGAACAACGUCGUCGACCGUUGUUUUUAAGCAUUAUAAAACAAUAGAAACAAACACUCUAUCGUAGCAAAUAUAAUAUUAUAACGAAUUUUAAUACCUAUAAGUAAAAAUAUUAUUUUAUCUAUACACCGUUCCGACAACGCAUAAUAAUAUUAUUUUCGUGUGAUUAAGAAUUUCAGCAGGCGUAAGGACAGCGAAUAUUAUUACCGCGUAUGUUACAACAUGGUUAGAAACUCCAGUCUAUGACUCAUAUCACUAUAUAUAUAUAUAUAUAUUGAGAAGGACUGGUCAUUUUUGUAAACCGAACAUAAAUAAUGUAGUGACUAGACACACCUGAUGAUAAAUCCGUGUAAAUUAUGAUACUGUAAAUCAUCGAACCGGCGAUACUGAUGAAAAUCGUAUGUCUUCGAAUAAUCGAAUUAUGUAUAGUAGUAUCUAUAUAGUACCAUCAAAUAUUUUAUACAAUAAAUUCAAUGACAAAUGGAUAUAAGUUUUGCCUUGUUGUAAUAAUACAAUUUUAUCACAAUAUAUUGUAUUCAAAAGUAAAAUAUUAUUGUUAUCGUAAUAUACCUGAGUCACCUGUGUUCGUAUAGGAGUGAUUCAUUAAACAAUAUUAGGUUAUUAGGUAUUUGAAUUUUAGUAGUAAGGUAAACUAUAACGAGCAGAAUUUCGAUUAGUAUUGGUAUCUGCUUUAACAUCAGGCUGUACACAUAAGCACAAUUAAAGGGUGUGUUCGGGUGUACUAAGUAUAGUCAGUUUUAAAGGUAGCAAUCUCAAUUUUUGUUUGUGUUUAUAUAUAUAUAGAAAAUGUAGUAUUCUGAAUGUCAACUCAAUAUUAGUUUCUUCCUAUCCGUUUUUUGAAUAUGUUUAUAGAAUCUAUAAGUUAUUUCGUAUAAAUAUUGCUAUAUAUAAAUGCCAACAUAAUUUGUCUAUUUAUUUAUAGAUGUUAUUAAUUAUCGGUUUUAGCUGCAUAAUGUGAUAUACUGAUGAUGUCAGUAUAGUUAUUAAGCUGUUUUGAUUUUUAACUUUUUUUUAAAAAUUAAAGGCGGAUUCCCAAGCUAUUCUGUAUGCGUGUACGCGUAUGUGUGGAUCGCGUUGUGAUUGGUUGUAGUAUUCCGGUACAUCAUACUGUUACUAGGAUACCGCAGAGUUGAACUCAAGUCAACUUUUCGACUUUUUGACUUAUUACUAUUUACUAUUGGUUACUAAUGUUUACUGAUAAUCAUAUUAUUAUAUUAUAAAUAUUGUGAUAAUCUACGUAGAUCAUAAACGGUGGGUGGAACAUCGUUUUAAUAUGCACGUAUACGGGAUAGCUGGGAAUCCUUCUUAAGAAUGGAAAUUGCUUCCUUGUGGUCUCAAACUUACCCCCCUCCCCCCCCCCCAAAAAAAAAAUAAUAAAAAUAAUAAUCGACCAGUUGUCAAAAAUGUUGUAUUUCACUUAAGCAUCGUGGUUUAUUCAAAGUAUUAAUAUGAAAAUGUAGCUUCCCACGUAGUUCGAUUUUUGUCUCAUUCGUCACUAAACUGUCAAUUUGCGUUUGUCUUGACUUCGUUCUCCUCGGUUUAUAAUUUUUAUUUUGUUUGUUCAUACUCCUACAAUAUUUAAUUUUUUGCAUAAUAUUUAUAAGUAAUACAAUUUUAAAACGACUUUUGUAAUGAAAUAUUGCGAAAAAAUUGGUUUUGAUAAAGUCAGAUUUCUAUAUUAAAUGAAUAAUGUCAAUUAUGUAUAUAGGUAGUAUAGUAUAAGUACUUUAUUUAAUAAUUUGUUAACUUAAAAAUAUAUGAUCAAAUGCAUUUUCGAAGUCAUGACAUCUAAUGUUAAUUAAUAAUAUUUUUAACAGUUUGUAGCAUGGGUUGACAAUAUGCAGUGUUGGUAAUUCAACCAGUUUUUUGGUCUUUUAGUCUCUUUCUGAUAGCCCGAUGUAUAAAAAUCGCCGGUUAGCCUUUAACCCAACCUAAUUAGUCCACCCUUAAUAUUUUAAUUUUUUUAAAAUUAUAAAGAGUAUAUAUUUGUUAAUUUAAAAAGUAUAAAAUUGCACUUAUUCACCGAUGUGUAUACUCUUACGUUUCCUAAUAUGAAUACUUCACUAAUAAUAUGAUUAUUAUCACAAUCAUCUUAACUUGUCAGCCCAAAAGUGUAUCAAAACAAUGUUCUAUUUCAAAAUAUCUUUGUAAAUAUGUUUAAACUAUUAAUUACUUAAAUAAUAAUAAUAAUAAUAAAAAAAUUAAUAUGAUCUUGUAUAUCGCCUAUUAAUUUUAAUUAUAUAUAUAAGCGAUGGCCGACAAAUAUCUAUAUUAAAAAGAAAUAUCAUUUUGUUGGCUGACGCCCAUAAAAUAUGAUCUAAACACAAAAAUAAACAACUCAUAAGUUCAAACAAAUUGUAUUAAAAAAUAUAUACAUAUAUAAAGUUUAUUUCAUUAAAACCAUUAUUAAUUGAGUUUUCACAGUAAUAUUAUAAUAACUAAAGUUAAAUCUGAAGCAGAUAGUUUUUAAAUAAUAAUUUAAUCUAUCAAUUUUUGACAAAUUAAACUGUUCAAAACAGUAAGUUUAUACUGUAUAAUAUACGGUAUAACUAUCUUAAAUGAUUAUCAACCGCCGUCGUAAUUUUUUACGAUAUAAUACGAUGCAGUAAAAAUUAAUUUCAAAUGAACUCGAUCACUGUUGUUUUUGAAAUAAAAAAAAAAACACUUAUAUUUGAAAACUUCAUGUAAAUGGACGUCAAAUUUUAAACUGAAACGCAUAUAGCACAAUGGGUACAAUAUUGUACCAGGUAAUAACAUUUUUUUAUUACGCUUUUAUUCCAUAAUUAAAGUACAUUACUAAAUCAAUUUUUCGCUUAUAGGCUGUCGAACAAAAUAGACAAUAUGCUACAAUUUGGUUAUCACCGUUUACCGAUUAUGUCUAUCUAGAUAUUUGAUAGCUGUUUUAGCUUAUAAUAUUUAUAACGCAGAAUUCUUAUUUUAAAAAAUACAUAAUGUAUAAUUAUAAUAUAGGUUAAGUAAUUAAUAUGUACCCUUAUAAUUACCUUUAACUUGCCUUUAAAAUUAUAAAUGAAAUUUUAAAUCUGUAACUUAUUUACAACUAUAACGGUUAUUAGAAGUGAAGGUAUAGUAGGUGUAAUAUAAUAAGGGGUUAAGAGGUAUAGACUCUUGUGAGUGUGAGUUUGUAAAGUAGGCAGUUUUUUUCGGAGGGCUUCAGCACUCCCAGAUUUUUAUCAAAAUCUCGCGCCCCUGGGUGUAGAUACAUAUGUUUAACGGAUCGUCCAAAUAUUAUAAUAUUAUGGUGCGUCUAUAAAUAGUAAAACAUUUUUUAUGUCGUUUCCGUUGUUAAUAUAAUAUAUUCACAUACUUUUUACAUCGGUGUCUGUUAUCUGUAUAUAUAAUAUAUAUACGAAUAACACAUAUGCAUACCAUCAAGUCAUGUUAUAAACAUUAUUUUAAACUUUAAUGUAAUGUUUUAGUUAUUUAUUUUAAAAAUUAUUAUAAUACAAAAGUACGUAUUAAAAUAUGCCUACACACGAAUGUUUAAAAUGAUUAUAUUCAUAAUAACAACAGACUCGAAUAAAUUAGGUAUAUUAAUUAUACGCAACCUAAAUGGGUAAUAGACAUUUUAAAUGGUACCCACUGCAAAUAAUCGUGAUUUUUGAACUUUGUUUAAUACCCAACGACAAUUUUCCAAAUUUAAAUCUACUGUAAAUUAAUAUUUGUAUACAUGUUGAAUUGCUAUUUAUAUUACAAAUAUUAUUCAAAAUCAUUUUUUAUUCUAGAUUAAAAUAAAAAACUAUAUUAUGGACUUAUAUAUAAAACGUUCGAAGAACUAGCAGUCGAUAUGAUACAUAUCAUUUACCUAAAGGGGACUUUGAAUUAUAUGUUAUAUACUCGUGUGAUUAAAUUUAGUUUGGGUGUCUUGUGUAAUUUUUCACACGCCAUUCAUACCGCGGCAGGUAGCGUUCCUAUCCCGUGUCCCGAAGACACUGAGAUAAUGGUUCUUUUUGUUGUUGGUGAGCCCCCCUCUUAUGGGAAUAUGAACAGAUGCAUUACCACGUUUGAGAUACAUGUAAUGGGGUCCAAAUCGAAAAAAAAGACACUUUUCCCGUAAUUUCACACAGUUUUUUCCGAAUCAGUGUCACACUAUCCAUUGCAUGUGAAAUAACAAUAAUAACAAAUUUAUAUUUAUAUACAUCAAUUAAUAUUUUACCGCAUGCAAUACCAUCAAAUGUGUUUCCUACUAUAAACAAUUGAAUGGGUCAAUGGAUAAAAGGAUAAAAUGUUAACUGACAUUUUUUUUUUUUUAAUUUGAUAUUAGAUCAAAAUCGACUUGAUUAUGUCUAUCACCCGUGUACUCUAUUACAGACGCAUACGAAAUCUUAGAACAAAAGAAACAUAAAUCUAUAAAGAUAUUCAAUUGAUGAAUGAAUUAUAUUUUAUUAUUUUUAUAAUUUUUGUUUAUCCAUAAACAAAAAGGGGAGGUUAUAAAAAAUGUUAACACCAAUUACUAUUUGUCAUCCAUUUCUGUGGACAAAGUUGUAUUGUAGUAAUAUUUUCGUUUAAAUUAUACUGAACAAUUUUAAAAAUGUUAGUAAAACCUUUAUAAAUUUGUCUCGUCAUGGUACUAGUUAUUAUCAUCAUGAUAUUUCAUUAAAAUCGAAUACAUUUUUAUGCAAAAUAGUAAACGUAUACAUUUCAAAUUACAUCGCACUCAAUAUUAUUUAUGUAUACGAUAUAUUAUUAUAAUAUGCGUCUAAUAACCCUUAUAUGUAUAGAAAACACAAGGUACCUACCUAAUUUUUUUUUUUUAACAUUGAACUCAGAACGGGUAUGCGAGUAUGAUUCUGUUUUACCGGGUAUAAAGUCGAUUUGUUUAUACAAAGACUACCAUAUAUUAUUAUAAUAGUAAUGGUGAAAAAAAAAAUCUACAUAGACCUAAAUUAAAUACACUGCAUGCCAACCAGAUGUUCGGUUUUCGUUACAAAAACCAUUCGACCGAGCUAUUUGGAUCAGCAGUCAUCGUAAUUUAUAUUUUCGUAAAUAUUAUCGAUUGAAUUUUCGUAAGAGGAAGUCGGUCUGGGAUUUGGACGUUAAUCUGUUUGAACGACGGCCAGCGAAAGCCGUAUAAGAGGAAAUUGCAUAUUGUGGCCGUCUAAUAUCAUAGCCUCGUGCGGCUGUGCCACGCGCACACGACACGUGUUUAAUACUUUAAUACUCUUCCGUUUGCCAACACACACAUAGAGAUAUCUCGUGGGAACUAUUUAAAGUUAAAAAAAAUAUAUCCCUUAACGUGAUAAUCGUGAAAUAAAAAGAGGUAAUUAAAAUUAUAGACAACAAAUGGCUAUAUUUUAUGAAGGUUGGAAAGCCAAAAAUGCGAAAAAUAAAAACUUGUAUCGUGAUAUUAUUUAAUAUUUUAUAUGUAUAAAACUUAUACGGCAUCUUCUAUUAAAUAUAUAUUAUUAUAAUAGAAUAGAACUGGUGAAAGUGCGUAUCGUUUAUAUUUUUUUACUGGCUGCUAGAAAUAAUAAUAAUUUAUUUUUUAUGUUGCACAGAUAAAACAUGCACAGACGUAUAAAUAAUAAUUAUAAUGCGUUUAAAUAUUUAUAGUGUCACCGUCGUAGCAAUCUUAUCUAUAGUAAUAAAACCUAUAUUAUUAUGAUAGCGUGUGCGUGCAAUGUGUGUCUUAUAGUUAUAAGAACUCACAUCUGAAUAAAAACAUAUUUAUUUCUCUCUUGAGUCCAUUUAAAUAUUUUACAGUCUCUGUCAAAGCGCAUAUGGUUUUAUAAAAAAGUUAUGACGAAUAAAGCAUACAUAAUAUUUUAUGUUUCAUGUAAGAUAGAAAUUGCGGUUAUUGGUUUCCUACUAAAUCAUAUUAAUGUUAUCAUUAUUAUUAGUAUUUUUUCUUUCUAGAAAAAUUGUUCGAUUAUUCAAUUAGAGUAAUGGAGUGUAUAAUAACUUCUACCUAAUUAUUGUAUCGUGUUUUAAAACACUAAAAUCAAUAAUUUUAAUAUUUAACGAAAACAUGCGAAUAAUUAUUUCGUACGUAGCUAUGUAUAAUACUAUGAAGGUUCAAUAUUAACGAUUUGAUAACAAUUUCGAUGACAAUGUAUGGCAAAUCACAGAUUGUGUUUAUUAUCAUGAUAAGGGCAUCUUUGGUCCCUGUAGGAGUCAAUGUCGUAUAGUUUUCAAUGCAAGCAUAUUCAAUUUUGAAAAUGCGUACGACUUGUUUAUAAAUUAAUAUAAUACAUACACUAAUUUUUAAAAUACACACAUUUAUACCAUUUAAACUAAUAAAUAAAGUAGAACAAUUAAAUAAGUCUCUCGAACCAAAGAUACAGAGUUUUCAGAAUUUCAUGUAGUUACAAUAAAAUGUUCCGUAAAAUACUUAUUUUUUCAAAAAAUACCUUAUGGGCAUACUUUUGGAACCAUAUAUUCUAAUAUGUUACAAUAUUUUCAUAUUUUUACGGGUGAAAACUACCGUUUUUAAUUUUUUAAUUUUUCAAAUAGCAUCCCGUAUAAAUUCCAUAAAUACAUGAGGUUUUAGUUUAAAUACAUUUUGCUGUUGAUAUUUUUAAUUUUCAUUAACAAGAUAUUGCAUUUUUAAAUUUGGGUAGAGAGAGUAGUUGACUAACAUUUAUAUGGCGAUACAUCUCACAUCAUUUGAAUUUCGUUACGCUAAUCUCCCCCAAUCCAAUUUUAAAAGUGCUAUAUCUCGUCAACAAGUCGACGAAAAUUAAAACUACAUUUGAUAUAUUCAAUAUAUUUGAUAACUUCAUCUAUUUAUAGUAUUUUCACUAUACAUUGCUAUUUGAAAAUCAAAAAUGGUUAGUGAUUUCAUUCCCAAAAAUAAAGGUAAAGUAAUAUUUUAGAAUAUCUCUAUGAUCCUAAAAAUUGUUUACGUACCUAUCUCAUUUUUUGAAAAAUAAGUGUUUUAUGUAAAAUUUGACUGUAAAAUGAAAUUCUGAAAACUCUGUUUUAUAAAAUUAAUGUUCUGUGCUAAUGAUGUUAUGCAACUACUACUACUACUACUACUAUUCCUAUAAGCAAUACAGGUCAUGGUGACCUUUGGCUUCUAAAACGAAGUCAUGAUGGACAACUUAAUUUCGACACGAAUCACGAAUAUAUUAUAAUAAUCAUUUAGGGAGUUUGUCAAAACUCAAUAGCAGAAUAAAUUAAAUAGGCACCUGGUAUCUUUUUUUUCAUAGUCACAAUUUGAAUGGUACUUUAUAUUUCAAAAUGUCAGUUAUGCAUGAUUUUAUUAUAUUAUAAUAUAUUAGUAGUACUUAAACACAUUCCGUACAGCAAUUAAUUGCUUGUAUUUACGUCAAAAUAAGUGCAGUUUACACGGCCAAAAAAAAAAAAAAAUCGCAUUACAACUUUCGGGUAAAACAAUAAAAUAUGAGCAGUAUCUAUAAAAUUACCGUCUACUGAUGGCUGUAGUGGCACUUGUCAUGUUAAGUAUACACCUACUAUAUACGCAUAAUAUAGUGUACAUCAUUUUUUUUAUUCCCUAGUAUUCGAGCACGUGUAUCACUCGAAAAACAUGAAUACAAUGUGAGUUUCCGGACGGCGCAGGACGGGGGUGAAUUUAAGGGGUACGAGUGUUGCCGAGACACAAUAUGGCCAUCGUUCGAGAAAACUGGAAUGAUAGCAGCACAAAACAUGAUAUGUAUAAUACGCGUGCACGUCAUAUCCAUAUGGUCCUAGUAAUCGGUUAUGCAUUUAUUACUAUUCAAAAAAAAAAAAAAUGUAUUAUUACAGGAGAAUGAGAGGGAGUAGUUUAAAAUAGUGCAUAAUAUGGUUUUAAUAAUAAGCAAUGCUUGAAUUUAAAAAAUAGAAAACGAAAAUGUUUAUAAAAUAAGUACAUACUUACCUAUACGUUCUCCUAAUUCAAACACUGUGUAUAGGUCGAAUUAGGUAUAGAUAGGAGAGUAUAUGUGGAGUCGGAAGCAUGGAUUAUAAGAGGGAGGGGGUUGUACUGAUUAUCAAUUAUUUGGAAUACGAGUGAAUUGAGAGUUUAAAAAAGAAAUAAACUCAUGUAAUCAUGUACUGAUUUUUAAAUGAGCCGAUUAAAUGAGCCGAUUAAAAAACUCCUAACCAACCUACCCUUUAUUUACACCUCUGUGUUCAGGUGAAACAAUGGCAUCGGACGUCCGGAGAUAUAUAGUGGAUGAGAAUAAGAAUAACUAACGCUGGUAGAGUUAGUUUAAGCUAUAUAUUAAUUAUUAAUUUUCAAUUGCAUAAUGUUUUGAUUACUCAGCUUCAUUUAUUUUGAACAAUAAAUAUGGUAUUUAUAAGUUUAUGGCCGGUAAUUCGAUCUAUAUUAUAGUCGUCUCGCUAUAAAUCACUUAUUGUGGUUUUAUCAUCAACCACAAUGAGUAGUAGGAGUAGCAGGACAACUACAAAUACGUAUCAUCUAUAUAAGUAUUCGGUUUCCUCCUCAAAUAUUCAGUUACUCCGUACACAUUUUCAACGGAUAUCCGUCCAUGUCACUGGGACACUUCUACAAGAUUGUAUCAUUCAUUAGAAGAAACGGACGUUUCGUCUAGACAAUUUUUUUUUCAACGGUACAUUCACGUACAGUAAUUUGUUAUCCAUAUCGUUCGGAUCAUUAUUAUUUCAAACGUAUUAUAUUACCCUAAUUCGGGUUGGAAUAUUUUCAUGUUUUUGUUUUUAUUAUAUGUAUGUAUGUGUUUGUUUUCACGGCGUUUGGUCAUAGCGACUCAUAACAGCAACGGCCUUCCUGGGUCUAUAUAGACGACAGGCGGCGCGCGCAGUGGUAACGCACGGAAAUAUUCGCGCUCGACCGAGCGUGAACGCGGAAGCGUCCGCCCAAAGGGUUUAUCCCACGGUCAUCGUUUCGCACUGAUCUCCUCUGUGCUGUGGCGGUAACCUGAUUAAAAAAAGUAACCGUGACGCUGACGGUCAACGCACUUGUGAUGCGCGUAGACCGACGGGGUGUGUACCGUAACGCGUAUACCGCAGAUAGUGCCGGGGUCGCGUAUUGUCGAAACGUACCUACGAUAAUGAUGUUAUAUGUAUGUUAUUAUAUACAGAACGGUUGUUUUUUAUUGGCUACCAAUCAACGACACAGGGUAUCCGAACCGGAUUCGGGUUUUCAGGGUGUCCUGAGAAGAUAUACCCAUUGUAAUAUCUCCAGAGAUAUUAAAGAUAAUCAUAUUCUGGUUUUUUUUUUUUUUUUACAUAUUACUUACGAGGAUACAGGCAAUAAAUUUAAACUUUAAUAAGUAUUUUAUAUUAUGGUUGAGAAACUAAAAGAGUAACUUUAUUUUAUUAUUUACGAGAAAGUUAAAUAUGGUAUGGCCAUUUUAUAGAAUUUAUAUUAUCAUUAUUCUGAAAAUGUUGACUUAUUAACUUUUAUUUUCAUUAAGUUUAUGAUGUUUAAUAAUUUUUUAAAGUUCAAAGAAAAAAAAUUUAACUGUCAAUUAGCGAAGGCGAUUACAGUCUACUAAAUAAUUGUAUAUACUUUUCUAAAAAAUUAUUAAAAAUCACGAAUUUAAUCAAAAUAAAAACAGAAUUUGAUUAUUUUUAUUAUCUUAGGAGAUAUUUCAAUGGGUAUAUUAUCUUCGUUGGACACUGUAUAAUGCGAAUUACGGUCAGAUGAAUUUUUUUGGGCUCAUGUCGAUUGAAAAACGUUAGUUACAAUAUAAUACGAGACGUUUAUAAGUUUGAACAAUAAUGUUCCAUUGUAGCAUAUUAUACGAAAUAACCGAACCUAAAAGGCGUUAAGUUUUGAAAAGAAAAAAUAGUAAUCGGUUUUCUUCGUACAAAAAUAUACCUUCCUUCGGUACACUGUAAUAGUCACGACUCGCGUGAAACGUGAUUUGUACACGUUUUGAUAGUAAGAUUGAACUCUACUGUAAUACGGUGUACGAAAUAUUAUAAUAUAGCUAUAAGGUAUACCUUCCUUAAAAUCACGUUUUACGAGAAAGCCGUGAAAGCGCUCGUUUAAUCCUCGAUAUUACCUUAUAGCCGUAUACCAUAGUUAUAGGUUACUUAUUUACAUGGGCGCCCACAGGAAAUUUAUCAGGGAGAAGCAGUGUCUUUGUAAAGUUUCGAAUGACCUUUUUUUUACUUAUAACCCUAAACAAAAUUAUAUAAUUAUCUAAUUAUUAAAAUUAUAUUUUUAAGUCCGGGAGGACGUUGCCUCGUCUUGUCCCCCCUCCAGGUGCCCAUGUUUACCCGGACUAUGACUAUUAUCAUUAACCUGUGAAUAAAUAAUAUAAUAAUUUUGCGUUUAAAACAAUUCAAACUAAUUGUUUUUAUAGGUGAUGUGAUUAAAAUCAUAACUUUACUUGGUUAUGGAAUUUCGAAAAAUAAAGUACGUUACAAGCAGUGGCGUGUCCAGGAAUUUUCAAUGGGAGGGGAUGUAACAAAUAAAAAUCAUGAAUAAAGAGUAAAAUCGUUUGCUCUACCCAACUCGACUAUAGGAAUUGGUAAUCUAAAAGUCGAAUCCUAUAAAUAAAACCAAUUUCUAAACAAUACAUCAAGCUUUUCCUCAGUAAUCGGCUGAAAUUUAUGAAUUUCGAUAUUAGAUUAAUCAUAUUUUGUUGUACUUUUAAGCCAAUAGGGGUUGUAUAACCUCAUCUUAUAAUCUAAUAUAAUGUAUCGUUUGAGGUACUGCAGUGGCAUACCUAAUAUCUUUCAAUGAGGGGUGGGCUAAAUUAAAAAAAAAGCUAAUACUGGGGAUGAGGGGUUGGGAAGGUAGGAUACAUAAAGUUAUUUCAUUUAUAUCUGUAAGCAACGAGAAACUAUUGUUUGACGAAAGACAACUCCGAACGCAGUUCGGUAAUACAUAAUUUGAAUAUUGUUGUAAUUUUUUUUUUUGCGAUUUUUUUUAAUCGCAAAUUUAAAUUUGAUUUCAAAAUGUUUAUUAAAAAUAAAAAGUCGUCCAAUGAUUUUAAAAAUUUUACCAUGUCUAAGUAAGUCCAAUAUAAGUAUUGUUACCAAGUUUUAAGUCUCUACGUGUAAAUAGACGAAUAACCAAAUUACAACAAAAACUCCCAAAAAUUAAAAUUCCUUAAAAGCUCAAAAGUGGCUCGAAAGUUUUGGCGAUGAUAUCGUAAGAAAUUAAAUCAAAAAGAAAACAAAAAAGGUAUCUUGUGAUUUUUCGAUUAAAUUAUUUUUUUCUGCUAGAAAACGUCGUCCGUGUUUUUAUUUAAAAAAUGGCGUCGAAAAUCGAAAAAUGAGAAAGUUUACUAGGAUAACACAUGUCCACAUCAGACUAGAACAAAGAAAAAGAAGAAAAAAAAAUAAACAGCAUUGUAAAACCAAUAACCCCUCGCUACGUUCGGAAUCUAAAAACUUGACCAGACGUUUUGAAAAAUACAUAAUUAUGUAAUACAAUUAUUUGUACUUGAUUGAUAAGUAGUGCAAAUGUACAUUGAUUAUUAUUUUAUUGGUAAUUUAUCACUGAAUUGGAGGGCUAUAAAAGUCUAGAACUCUAUAAUCUGGGAACGUAAGAAUCCGGAAUUUAAUAUUCCAGAAAAAUAUCAAUGGUUUUUAGAAAAACGUUAUUUCAAAAUCGUCAAAACUUGUGCGAGUAUAACGCAAAAGAAGAUUUUUUCUAUUGAUUUAUUGUUUAUAAAAAUAAUCUAUAUUUACAAAUAGAUAGUUUAUCUCAAAGUAAAAAUAAAAAAAAAUUUACAUUCGAAAUUAUAAACUUUUAUCUGUCGGGUUUUUUUUAUCAUUUCAUAUUAAAUAUAAUAUUAUAUUAUCCAUCAUUCCAUCGUUUUUAUCGAUGGUUUAAACUUCGUGCAACACCUCGUCCAUUGGAUUAUUUCCCUGGAAAUUUUCUUCUCGACAUCUCGUCGUGUUUAAUUUUUAAUCGACGAAUUUAUUUUCAUUUCCAAGACCGUUUUAUUUAUACCGUUUAGUAUUUACCACAUCGUAUAAAAAUAUAAUACAUAGGUAUGCAGUAUUGCAGUGUAUAUUACAUGAUGACGGUUUGAGUAUAAUAAUAAUUGUUUUAUGAUUUAAUUUCACUUUUGAGAAUAUAUUGGAUUGUCGUGUCGAUGAUAAACAGUCCCGUUAUGACAUUGAAAAAAGACACAAUAUCAUCAUAAAUAUGUUUAUUUUUCUAUUUUUUUUAACUAGGUAGGUAUAAUAUAAUAUAAUAUCUGGACACGAAAAAUCAACCAAAAAAAUUUGGCUCUUGACGUCUCUCACUGUCACAUUUGCCAUACGCGAUUUAAUUAUUAACACAGUAUGGAAUAAUUUUUAUGUAACAUUAAUAAUCACUUUCUAAAUUAGACUUUUAAUUACUCCCAUAUAGGUACACAAUAAUUAUUAUAGACAUUCGGGUUUAGAUAUAAUAUUUUUAUUUAUUAAAAUUAUUAACAACUAUUUUAAACAAAUACCUACUUAAUAUACCUUUGAUUAAUUUCUAAAUCUAUAUAGGUAGGGUUGUAAAACAAAAUACAUUUGCAUUUUUUGUUAUCGUAUAAAAAAUGUUUGUUAGAAAAAGUUUUUUUUUACAAAAUUGUAUAUCAAUGUACUAUAAUAUACAAAACUAUAAAGCUUUAUGUUGUGGAAUAAUGAGUCCGACUAAAUUAUUAUGGUCAUAUGUAUAAAACUAGUCGGAGUCUUUAUAAAGAUAGUAACCCACAUUGAAAGCCAUCUAUCGCAUUACGAAAUAAUAAUAGACAACGCACAACAGUUAGAAAUAAUUCUUUCCUCCAACCUGUACUAGCUUUAUUUUGUAAAUACUCGUAUUUUAUUUUUGUAAACAAUAAUUACUCUUGUGUUUUGACUGUAUAAGUAUUAUGUACAUAAUGUAGUAGACAGUUACAUUAUAAUUUAAAAACAAAAUAUUGCUGAUAUAGCUAGAAAAAAUUAAGUAGGUAUUAUUAUUGUUUGUAAUUUUAGAAAAAAAAAAAAUAUCAAUUGCACAAAGAUUUAAUUUACAGUCUUCUACUUCGUGCCUUCAUUCCAGCUAUUUGGAAUUGGUCACGCUCAUUCCAAACUUCCACUUGACUCGACCUCCUACCUCGCAUGCACUCGCUGUCCUCACAUCAUUCUCAAUAGAUUUCAAUUAAAUUGAGAAUAUUACUUAUAAUAAUAAUUCAAAAUAAGUUUGGUAUAUUGUAAGAAACAAUUAAACAGGUCCAUUUGUUCAUCAAUAUAUUGUUACCUAGUUAAGAAAAACAAACAUUUAUACAUUGGGUUUGCCAUUGAUUUUAUAAUAUACUUUAUUAAGAUUAAGUAUAGGUACACUAUAAAAUAAAUGGUGUGCUACCAGAAUUUUUCUACUAAAAGUGGUAUCAGAUUUUAUUUAGUGGAUGCAGUGGAAAAAAAUUCAUUAUUUUCCUUGUAGUUUCCUCAAUAAUGUGGGAAACUGUUGAAAAGUACAUUUCAUUUUACUACAUUUUGGUUAUUUUAUACUUGCCCUUCCUAGACGUGAUCAAAUUUUGAAAACUAUCUGGUGAUUUUUGAUGUAUAACUUUUAUCAAAGCUUUUACUUAAAGCAAUUUGAAAUUUUUUUUUAAUUUUUAUUUAGUUUAUGUGGAUAAAAUUGUUUUAGCCCUGCAAAAAUGCUCGAAAAUUAUUCGACGUUUCAUCAUAGGUUUUUCCAAGAAAACUAUACAAAUGUUGAAAAUCCGAAAUCACGAUAUUUGUAUGAGUGUUGAAAGUUUUAAUUUGUAUACAAAUCGUGACAUUAAUAAAUAUGUUUAACCAAACUUCGCUCAGAUUUGUUUUUGGUUAUCAAUGAUUAAUCAUUUCGUUUAGAUAGAAAUUUAAUUACUCUUCCAUAUUGUAUUAUACCUUUCCAACAUUUUUAUUAAAAUGUGUUAAAAAAAAAAACUGGUACACGAUAAAGAUCACCAGAUGGGUUGACCUAUAAUUGAACUCAAGCACAGACCAAAAGUUGUUAUCAAAUUUUGAUAAUAACUAUUAUUAAAUAUUAAUAUUCUUCAAAAUAGAAAAGUUUGACAAAAGUUUAAAAUUCAGUAAAGCAGUAUUGAGUGUUAAAAAUAAGAUUUUUGUAUACUUAAAUUAUGGUUCUUAUAAAGACAAAUAUUAUCAGUUAAAUGUAGUUUAAAUUAUUAUAUACACAAGUUAUUUCAUUUAUUUGCAUACAAUUUAUAAAUAUUAUGAAUAUUAAUAAAAAACAUCCAUGUUUUUUUUUAGAUGAUUUGAAUGUGUAUAUCAGGUAGGUAUUAUACUAUAUAAAUAUGAUCCUAUGAUAAAUUGAUGGUUGCAGCCUGUACAUUAUAUUUUUUAAUAAUGUGAGGAGAAGCUUAUAGCCUAAAAUAUACACAAUAUUUUUUUUUUUAAAUUUGACACCUAAUAGUAAUAAUAGUAAUAAUAAUAAUGAUUAACAUUAUAUUUUAUAAUUUUAAAAUCAAAUGUUAAUUAUUCAUUAGGGAGUAAGAAAUAAGAUAUGGUACAAAUAAUUAAAUAUUUUAUAGGCUUAAUUUUAAAGAUAGAAUAUUUAAUUAUUACCAAUAUAGUUAAUUACCUAUCUACUUUUUGUGCAUAAGUAGGUAGGUACUUGAUUUUCUUUUAACAAAACUGAGUAUUAUAAUUAUCAGUUAAUUUGAGUAGUUUUAAUUGUAACUAUGUAACGUAGGUAUUAAAUUCUAGUUUAUGCGUGUGUAGGUAAUACAUUUAUCUAACCACUAGAACCAAAUUGUGACUAUUUUAUAUCAUACUAUUUAGUUUUAUAAAGCAGUUUCAAUAAACAUUUAUAGAUUGUUAUAAUAAACUUAUAUUCAUUAUAUUUAAACUGCUGUAAAUAUUGACACUAAAUUAUGUUUUCCUUUUAAAUAUUAUUUUAGAGUGGACGGUCUCCAUCAAAAAUGGACCGAUUACGGAGAAGUUUUCGAGAUAGUUUCAGACGCCGUAAAGAUUUAGGAAAUCACACAGGAUCACCAAGUCAUCAUUCUACUCCAAAACCACAUUUGUGGGCCAUGGACGAGGCUGAAGUUAGGGCCGGAAUUUGUUCCUUUCAUGUUAAAGUAAAUAUUUUUAUCAAAGCAUAUUAUAAAUUAUAAAUUUAAAUAUAAACUUAAAAUUUUGAUAAUUUGUCAUUUAACUACUUUUACUAAUAUUUGUUGACUUAAUUAAAACAAAAUUUAGCAAAUUUUAAUAUAUUAUAAUAUCUUUUUUAUUAGAUGUUAUAUUAAUAUUAGUACUUACCACAUUAAAUUUAUAUUACCCCAUCCAAAUGUUAGACAUUUGUAAAAACAGUGAAAAAAAUUAAUAAAAACCUAUGAAAAUAUAUUAUAAUACUGUGAUGCUUGAAUUACUAAAUUUAAAAAUAAAUAUGUAUUUUGACCAUGAGUCUAAAACAAUAUUAUAUUAUUAUCCUUAAUUUAUUAUGAACAUGUAAGAAUUCAAAUGAAAAUAAUAUUUACUCAAAUUAUAUUAUAUAGUUUGAUAUUUAAAGUAUACUUAGUUCCUUAUGCUUAAAGUGCAUAUUUAAAAAUGUAACAUAUGAGAAACCAAGAUGGUCUAAAUUUCAAUUAAUAUAAGAAUAUUUAAUGGACAAUACAAAGUAUUGUUAAAUUAAAUUAAUUUAAUAAUAGUUUUAAGGAAUAUUAUCUUGGUUUUUACAGUAUUUGGGCUGUGUUGAAGUAUUUGAAUCGAGAGGAAUGGAAGUAUGUGAAGAAGCAUUAAAAACACUUAGGGUAAAUGGUAUAUUCAUGUGCUAUUAUCAAAAAAUAUUCAACAUUGUUUUUUUUUUUAAUUUUCAGGGGUCACGACGCAGACCAGUUAGAGCUAUAUUUUAUAUAUCUGGAGAUGGAUUACGUGUUGUUGAAGAAGAAACCAAAGUAAAUAAUCAAAAAUAUAUUUAUGUAUAGUGUAUAUUUUUAUUAUAAAAUUUUUAUUUGUUAGGGAUUAAUAGUUGACCAAACUAUUGAAAAAGUUUCUUUUUGUGCACCGGACCGAAGUCACGAAAAAGGUUUCUCAUAUAUUUGCCGAGAUGGUCUUACUCGUCGGUGGAUGUGUCAUGGCUUUGUCGCUCUUAAAGAAUCGGUAAAUUUAAAAAUAAAAAAAUAAUUUUAAUUUAAACGUCUAAAUAGCUAUGCAUAACUAUGUAGGGUGACCGAUUAAGUCAUGCUGUUGGAUGUGCUUUUCAAGAAUGUCUGAUUAGAAAAAACAAACGAGAAGAAGAUUGCUCUGUCACAAUGAAUUAUGAUCCAAAAACAUCUGUUUUCACACGAACUGGCAGUUUUAGAACUCCAUCAUUAACCGAACAACAAUCUGAACCUAAUAUUCCUCUUAAUGCGCCUCCACAACCUCCUCCUUUUCUUCAAUCGUAUAAUAAAGGUAUAUUUUCUAUUAACUAUUUAACAAAUAUUAUAAAAUCAUUGUAAUUUGAAAAAUGAAUAAUGAUUUGUUUGAUUGGUAUCAUUUUAUUUAAAAAAAAUUGAUGUAUUUAUUCUAGAUAUACCAACAUCAAUAAAACAACUACAACAAAAUCCUACAACACCCAAAGUCAGCACAAAAGCAAUUGAAAGACCACAUGCAACAUUAUCUAUGUUACAACGCCAAGGAUCAUUCCGUGGAUUCUCACAACUCAAUCAAGCUUCUCCAUUUAAAAGGCAGUUAUCAUUAAGAAUAUCUGAACUACCAUCUAAUUUGGAAAGAACAAGAUCGAUGAGUUUACAACCAACAGGACAUCAACGCACGUCUAAUAAACUUUUACAAAUGAAUACUCCGGGUGAGUUGAAUUUAAAAUGAUAUUCCUGAAAUAAAAAAAUAAUAAUUAUUUUAUUCAUUUUAGUAAGUCCUAUACCAGAAGCAUCGCCUCGAAGUGAAAAACCUAUGUCUACGACAGAUCAAGUUACAGCUAUGUGUCAACAAAUGUCAUUAGAAUUAGCAUUCCUUACAAAUAGUACAUCCAAUGAAGAUUUUCCAGAUAAAUUCAAAUCAAGUGAUUUAAGAAGUAUAGGUAAAUAAUUUUGAUGUUUUAUUUUAAUAAAUGUACUAAAAAUGUAAUGUCAAUUUUUUUUUUAGAAAAUACUCCAAAACAAGGUCCAAUUACUGGUAGUGAAGCAUUUCUUGCUAGUAUAACUAAAAAAGCAACAUUAGAAACCCAAAGUAACCCUACAACUCCUAAACCUGAGUGUCGUAUCAGUCCACAACAAGAUGAAGGUUUUGAUUCAGGUUCUAGUUUAUGGAAUCUAAACAAUAAAGCAGUAACACCACCAACUCCUCCUGCCACUCCACCAACAUCACUUCCAAGGCCAGAUCAGUGGUUAGGUAAAGUGGCAGCAGUUACAUUACAAUCGACAGAUGCCCUAAUUACACCUAAAAGAAAUCCACAUUUAGCAGCGCAUAGUCGUGCUUAUUCUUUAGACACAGCUGAAGAUGUUUAUCGUACAAAAUUGAACAGUAUUUCGGCUAAUCCAUUUGAUCCUAACUAUAUUGCCCCAAAACAAAAUACUAAUCCGUUCUUAAGUAGUCCUAUAUCAAAUGGCCCAAGUAAAACUGUAAAAACUUUCGAGAUACAAAUGUGAUAAACUACUAAGUUUUUCUUAUCAAUUCUGUUAUGUUAAAAUAUUUUCAUGGACAUACGGAAAAAUACGAAUUGUAAUAUAUAAAGUUGAGAGGAAGUAUGCGAUAUUAGUUUGGUUUUCUGUAUGUACAUACAGAAUACAGAAUUAAUGGUCAUGAGUUAUAUUAACACAAUUUCAUAUUUAGAAAUAAAUUAGUUUAUUAUGUACUACUAUACAAAAUUUAAAAAUCAAAAUCUGACAUGUAGAUUCAAAAAUAUUUUUUUCGAAGACUAAAAAAUUUUAUUUAUAAAUUAAGCCAAAUAUUGCUAAGUGCAAUUGUUUAAUUUUAAAUAUUUUGUUUAAAUGAAGUAUACUUAUAAAAAAUUACAGUAUUUUCCUUUUAAGAAAAAUAUCCAUAAUUAUUAUUAAUGUUUUAAAAAUCAAUGCGAUACAAAUUAAUGUCCUUAACUAAACAUAAUCAUUAAUUUCAAAAAGUGCUUAAAUUAAAUUAUAUGUAUGUAACUUUAUUUAUUUUAACUCUGUGUUAUAGUUAUAAAUAUUAUAUUAAAAAUAUAAUUAAUUACUAUGCACUGCAAUUAAAACUAAAUUAAUACAAAUUAUUUAUUUGCAACCUAUACAUAUCAAUAUUUUUUUAACGGUAAAUUAGUAGAAUAAAAAAAAAAUAUAUAUAUUACAUUUUGUAUUAAUAAUAAAUGUACUGACAGCCAAGGGUACUUACGAAUUUGAACUAAUCACACACACAGAGCUAAUGGACAACAUUUAAUUCACACAUUAAUAGUUUCUAAAUUAUUAUUAUUACAAUUGUUUUAGAAACCUACACAAUAUAAAUUAUAGUGUUUAUUGUGUGAACCAUAACGUACAUAAACGCAUUAACUUACUAUUUUUUAUUAAAUAGGAUUAAUAAUUUUAAAUUUUUAUAUGAGUCCUAAACAUUUGCCAAUUUUUAACACAAGUAUUAUUUAAUCAUUAUUUUUAAACAUAAGAAUAACUUUAUAUGGCAUUUACUAAAGAUCAAAAUGUUGAUGUACUUAUUCUUCUAUACAUCUGUUAGAUUAAAAACAAUUCACCAUAUGCUCCACCAUUUUAGCAUUACUCAUUGGCACACAAUUCUGUAUAUUUGUCUUCUAUUAAAUUUAAUAUAAUAAUAACACUAUAUUAAAUCCUUAAGCAUUACAUAGUAAAAAUAUUUCUACUUUUAUUUUGCUUUCGGUUUUAAUCAUAUAGCUUCUGAAAGAAUAUUUACGUUAACCGCUUUCACAGUUUUGAAACAUUAUAGCUUAGAAGUAUAUUAUGAUUUAAAAUAAGACGCUUAUAGCUGCGUAUUGAAUAGGGAUUGCGUAUUCUGUGAUAUUCGUGUAUUCAAUAGACUGCAUUUUUUUUCUAUUGGUACACAAUAAUGUUUAUUAUUAUUAUUAUUAUUAUUAUUAUUAUUAUUAUUAUUAUCAUUAUUAUUACAAUAUUAUUAUUACUUUUAUUAUUAUUAUUAAGUAAAUUGUACACAAGUAUUUCUGAUACCAUAAUAAUAUAAUGCUAAUCAUAAUGCUCUCAUACAAAUAUGGGAAGUAAAAUAAUUUUACUUACAUGGAUUUUUAGUAUUUUAAAAUAAUAAUAAUAUAUUGUAAUAAUAGUAGUGCGAAUAUUAAUGAUAUUUACAUACACAUAUAUAUUUAUUCAUAUUAAACUUGUUAGUAUUUUAGUUUGUAUUAUAUUUUCUUAAAGUUAAAAAUUAUUAAAUAAAAAAAAGAAGAAAUAAUAUCAUAAUGUAAUAUUAUUAUAAUUAAAAACAUAAUAUGUAACACAUAGUGUUAGUUAUUAAAUAUAUAUAGAUGUCUUAGAUAUCAUAAUUUGUAAAAAUGGUUAUUGUUAUGUCCAACAGCAACAACUUAAAAUAUAUACUAUUAUAAAGUAUCUAACACUUGGCUAAAACUCAGUUUAACUAUAAUUGAUAGAUGAUAAAUGUUAUGAUUAUUAUUAUUAAUACAUACUAAUUAUACAUCACCUUGUAAUGUUACUGGUAUACGAUUAAUUUGUCUAUUGUUAUUAUUUAUGCAUGGGGAGGAUUGGUGUUUGUAUUCUAGGACAAAUGUAUUAAUAAUAAUAUUAUAAUAUAUAUAUAUAUAUAUAUUAACACAAAUGUACAAUUUAUACAAUAUAGGCAUAUAAUGUUAUUGAUAUUUUUGCUAGGGGAUAGUCUAUAAAUGAGAUAACUCAGACUUUUGGAUAUUAAACUAACAGUAUUGUUUCUAAAUGACAUAGUGUAAUUAAAAAUAAUUCUUGUUUUUCAACUGACAUUUAAUAUAAGUUAUAACUUAUUUAAAAAGAAAAUAUGUAAGACAUAUAGAUAAGAUAUAAUUAUGUUUUACAAUUAUUGUGAUUUUAGUGGCCUCAAAAAAAAAAAAAUAUACCUAAUGUUACAAUAUUUAUUAUUAUUAUUAAAUAUACGUAUAUAUAUUAUAUUAUUUAAACACUAUGCUAUUGGUUUUGUUAUAACCAAAACAAAAUAACUUACCUAUUACUCUACAUUGUACUUAAGAAAAAAUGAAACCUUUUGUAAAUUCUUAAUUUUUUGUUUUUAUUUUAUGGUAAAACAUAAUAAAUACAAGUUGUUAGUAUUAUUUUUAGAUGCCUAAGAACCUUUGUACUUAAUUAUUGUUGUCAUAUGAAUUAUAUAAAUAUAAAAAAGUAUUAAUUGUUUUUAUGUCAAGUGUAUUGAAGUGUUUAAUUAUUACCCUAAAAUUAGGGACAUAUAAAACUCAAAACUGGGACAUUUAAAUUCUGUUUCAAAUUAUAAUACUAAAAUUUAGGAGUCUAUUCUUCAAGUCAUUGAUUUUUCUUUAUUUCUAGUAGACAAAAAAAUAUAUUCU
Molecule: messenger RNA, 46713 nt
Organism: Cinara cedri
Lineage: Eukaryota; Metazoa; Arthropoda; Insecta; Hemiptera; Aphididae
Source: the annotation of a GenBank genome assembly